GUAGUUUUGCCCGCAGUAAUCAUGGCAUCCAAGGGGGCUCGCCAGCGGUGGAAAGGAACCGGUGGAGAGAGGGAGGAAAACAGCGGGAGGCAGCGAGAGGAGAGGCGGGUGGUGGAGCCCAGAUCCGAGUGAGGGCUGCUUGUUGUGUGGGAAGGUGUAGGAGCUGCCAUGUGGCUGUGUGGGCAGAGUGUGGAGCACUGAAAGCCCUCCCUGCAUGGGAUAUACUCUGUAUACAUGGCAUUUAGACAAAACACUCUGAAUACAGCAAUAACAGGCAGCUGAAAACCCACUUACAACACCCUGGGAAUACAGCUGAGUUGGGGGGUUUUAUGAAUCCACUACUUUUGCCUUAAAGUGGCCCUGUCACCGUUUGGGGACGUUGACAAAUUUGCAAAGUCCCCCAACAGUGACAUUGCUGCUGGGGGUCCGGUGGCUGGCAGUGACAUUGCUGCUCGGGGUCCGGUGGCUGGCAGUGACAUUACUGCCGGGGGGAUGGGGGUGCAGGUAAAGGUACGUUUAUUUCCCUGAACUUGUCCCUCAUGGGCACCACCAUCUUGGUUUGAUAGGGGUUUUUUUUAGGCGCUGGCUUCACUGCUGUACUGUCUCUGUUUGGGGAUGUUGACAAAUCUGCAAAGUCCCCCGAUAGUGACAUUGCUGCUGGGGGAGAGGGGCAGGAAAAGGUACGUUUACUUUCCUGAACCUGUCCCUCAUGGGCACCCCCAUCUUGGUCUGAUAGGGUUUUUUUUAGGCGCUGGCUUCACUGCUGUACUGUCACUGUUGGCGGACUUUGCAAAUUUGUCAACGUCCCCAAACAGUGACAUUGCUGCAGGGGGGCCAGUGGUGGGUGGCAGGAAAAGGUACAUUUAGUUUCCUGAACCUGUCCCUCGUGGGCACCACCAUCUUGGUCCGAUAGGGUUUUUUCGGCACUGGCUUCACUGCUGUACUCUUGCGCGCAUGCGCAAGAGUACAGUAUUAACGUUUGUAGAGGAGACCACAGGAUCCUCCAUAGACACAGCCAAUUCCCUGCAGAUGUCACUGAUGAUGGCUGCAGAGAUUGACACUCAGGCAACGUCUUGUGUCAAGAAAAGUCAAGCAGAGGAGAAAUACAGCGACAAAGUAAUCCCUGCUUUGUCACGGUAGGCCUAUUGACUGGGUUGGAAUUACAAUGAAUUUCCAACACAGUCAAUGUGAAUAUUACAUAAAGGUUCUAUCUUUAUGAAAUGCUAAUUUUUCACAGGAGCAUGACCGUGUGGCUUUAAUUUUGUAAUUCUGUUCUCAUUCACCACACUGUGCAGUUUAGUGAAUAAUCAUAAUGGCACCUUCUAAUGCUCUCACUCUACUCCCCAUGAUUGAAUGCUAAGUAUCUGGCACCAAAGUCUUGUAAUAACAUGAAUGUCAUGGUAACUGUGUUAGCUGCUCUGUGAGAUAAUAAAGCAAUAUUUUAAUAUUUGAGUUUUAUAGGACAGCGCCCUGAAGAAAAUAUUUCUUUAAUACUUAACUAGUCACCAACUGUUUUGGAGACUAUUCAUUUUAAACCUUGUGGCGAAUGGGCAGUAGACAUUGGAAAGUCUGAAAAUAUUGCAUGGUGCGAGGGGCGUCCUAUAGCCACUGGUGACUCACGUUGGCAUACCCUCCUGAAAAUGAAAUGCCAGAGAAGUCUGUUAUUUCACAAUUGUAUUUUCUCCCCACAACCUUUUGUGUCAAUGAGCAUUUCCCCUGUAGAUUGUAAGCUCACUGUCCGUGUUCACUUCUUUUUUUUUUUUACUUUUCUUCAGUGUGUCCAGAGACACCUAAAGAAUUUUACAUUAUAAUCGUCAUUCGUGUGUUUUCCAACAGUUUACAAUUGUUUAGUGGGGAUAAAUUGGAGCAGUAUCAAUUGAUACUAUAAAUGAAGAGGGACCUGCUGUAGACAAGAUUUGGAAAUCCACCAGCUAUUCUCUUUUAGCCACAUUUUAAUGUUGGUGGUUGUCAAGUAGACAGUGAAUUUUAAUAAAAAGAAAAUCACAUUGCAAAAUGUAGGUCAGAAUAGAUUUGGGAAAAUGCCCCCAAUUUUGUGAUUGUCACAGCUUGGCUUAGCUGAGCUUCAUGAAUUAUUAAAUGAGACUUAAAUUUCCAAGACUUCCCAACAUUUUCUUUUCUACGCAACUACAUACAAUGUAAUGCUUCUCUUUGUUUAUAUUUUAGUGUUUACACCACAUUAUUUUAUUGUCAAAAAUAAAGUUAUUUAGAAAAAAAAAAUAGUGCUUUUGUUUGCUUUUUGUUUAACACCUUCUGUGGUGUUUAUUUGACAGGUCGUCGAGUAGUAAAGCAGGUCAGGUUUGGGCUCCAGAGGGUUCCACUGCUUUUAAAUGCCUGAUCUCUGCCAGAUUCUGUGCGGCACUGCUUAGCAACAUUUCGGAUUGUGACGAAACCUUCAACUAUUGGGAACCUGUGAGUAGCUGCAUUCAUUGCUUCAAUGGUAUGCAAAGUUAUGUAUCGUCGUUUAAAGGAACAUUACAGCUUACUUUUGGCUCGUUUAUAACCUUGUCAGUAUUUAGCGACCAGCUGCUACUCGUUAACGUGCCUGUUGCUAACUAAUAGUGAUGGCUGUUUUCCAGGUGCCAAAUUUCACAAGUAGCGAAAGAGAGUUACCGGCCUCCGCUACUGGAAGCCUGACACCCAUUCUCGAUGGGAGCUGCUUACCUCUCCUUAGCUACUGAUUUUCAAACCUGUCCGUACUCCUUACCAGCUGCUAACAUUUAAAACCUGACAAGCCUCUGGCCUGCGGCAAAAAUGUUAACAGAAUCUAUACAUCCUAAUACCCUAUACAUCCUAAAGGAGUUAUACAUAUUAUUAGCAUUUAUAUAACACCAGCAUAUUGCACUGGGCUCUCCGAUUAUAGAAUGGGGAUGUUUGACAAGAAGUAAUUGAGAGACACACUGACAGACAUACAAAUACGCACACACACACACAGACAGACAUACAGAUAGAAACACAUACGCACACACACACACUGACAGACAUACAGAUCUACACACUCAGACAGAAGUACAGAUAUGCACACUGACAGACGUACAAAUAUGCCCAUACUGACCGAUACAUAAGCACACUGACAGAAAUACAGACACAGAUAUACAGACACACACACACUGACAGACAUACAGAUACAUACACACACUGACAAACAUGCAGAUACUCAACACAUACUCUGACAGAUCUACACGGACACUGACAAAGGCGGAGUGUGGUGACAGGUAGAGGUGAAUCAAUAAAUUACAAGUCCGAUACCGAUUAUAAGCAAUAUGUUGAAUAUUGGCUCUAAUAAUCGUCCAAAAUGAUAAUUGAUCUAUCCCUAGAUGGUGUUGCCGCCUAGCCAGUUAAAGGUAGCAACAAGGUUGGAAGCUUAUUGGUAAAUAGAUGUUGCUAGUAAAUACUGGCUGCUGUUAAUGAUGACAACUAUUUACUGAACAGGCUGUAAAACCAGCCUUUCCAGGUUUAGUCACUAAAAGUUAAUUUUAAACACUACAAAGCACUAUUUAGUAAGGCAGACAGUUAAAGUGACUCUCUACUGCUCAAUUACAAAACAAAAUCACUAUUUUGUAGAUAUUUGCCCAAUUAAAACAUGCGUGAUUUAAUUAUGUAUUUUUUGAUUGGGGGUAUAUUUAAACCCAGCUUGCAAAAGUUGCAGAUUGCUUGUCUGCAGCCUUUGCAAGUCCUCCACUUUCCCCCCAGCCUAGACUUUCUGUGACUGUACAAUCACAGACUUCCCAGUGUAGCUCAAUGAGAAGGCUUUGCAAAGCAGGUGCUCUCAGUAAUUGCUUCCUCUUGAGUUUAGCUUCACCUAGCUAACCAAACCAGGAAGUAACAUGACAGGUUUUUUACAGGUUGUCCGAGCUAGGAGGGUGUAACAAGAUAAUUUAUAAAAGUGCUAAUUUCUAUUGAAACCUGCACUUUUUGUAAAAUGAAAAAAGAGGACACACUCUUCACACAUAAAGCACUUCAGCAAGCUGAAGUACGUUAGAGGUCUGGAGUGUUCUUUUAACAAAGAUGUAACAUAGAUUUAAUGUGCUCUCAGCACAGGGUCCAGGCUUUGACUGCUGGGAGAGCCACAUGUAUGUUAAGCUGCUCAAACUACUUGACCCAAAGACUUCUUGUGCCAUAACUACUCCAAUAAAGUAUAAUGGUUGUGGUUCAUUGAUGGGCCAACUCCAGAGAGCUAAGGGAAGUUCCAGCCCUCUGGCAUGAGCUGUGGAGGCAGGGAGACUACCAGAAAACCCCUGGUAAGAUGUCAGACUGCUUUAAAAAAAAGGGAGUGCAACGUUAAGAGAAAUUUAAGCCUCAAUUUCAUACUGUAUACGAGGGUUGAUAAAUCACUCACUUUAGAAUUGGAAGUGAGAAACAACCGUUAAAGAUACACUCCAGGCACCCAGACCACUUCUGCCCAUUGGAGUGGUCUGGGUGCCAACUCCCACUACUCUUAACCCUGCAACUGUAAAUAUUGCAGUUUUCAUAAACUGCAAUAUUUACCUUGCAGGGUUAACUCCUCCUCUAGUGGCUGUCUACUAGACAGCCACUAGAGGGCACUUCCGGGUUUAUUGCAGAUUCUGUGCUAUAGCGUUGCUGGACAUCCUCACGCUAUGUGAGGACCUUCAGCGUCACUGAAAUCCCCAUAGGAAAGCAUUGAAACCAUUUUCAAUGCUUUCCUAUGGGGAGGUCUAACGCGCAUGCACAUUAGGUCUCCCCCGUCGCCGGCCGUGCAUGUGCAAUAGGUCUCCCCCGUCGGAUGUCGUCGGCGGGGGAGGUGCAUGUGCGGACCCUGAACCAUCGCCAAGGGACAUCGGCGCUGGAUACAGGUAAGUCACUGUUUUAAACCCCUUCAGCAACCUGAGAUAGGGGGUGGAAAGGAGAGGGGACCUGCAGUGCCAGGAAAACGGUUUGUUUUCCUGGCACUGGAGAGUCCCUUUAAUGUACAUCAGGGUUGUCAAACUCCGUAUGGUAGUGUAACAUUUUAUACUAAAAUCCAUUCAUGAUGGCCACACGGUUUAUCAGAAGAAAAUGAAAACAUUACAUUUACCCAGUGUCACCUGUAUUAAAGUAAAGGCUCAAUUCUUUACAUUCUUUACAUUUGUCAACUUUGUCACCAUCUUCAUAAUUAUGAGUGUCCAGAUAAGAGGGACAGGGAGAUUUGGGUCUCACCAAGAUACACUUUGUAGCUGUGUAUGGCAUUUUAUCGUUUCACUUGAACUUAAUCCAUAUAAUUACUCUUUCACAAUUGUAGUUUUUUUAUGGUUUGUUUUAAUUUUAGACUCACUAUCUUGUCUAUGGCAAAGGAUUCCAGACGUGGGAAUAUUCUCCAGCGUAUGCCUUACGCUCAUAUGCUUACCUUUGGCUACAUGCGUUGCCUGCCUGGUUCCAUGCCAACGUCCUGCAGACAAACAAGGUAACUUGAUUAUUCAUUGAAUUAAUGUCAAGAAUUAAUCUAAAGUGAGAUAUCUAAUGGAAAAAAAAAAAAAUUAUAUAUAUUUCAUAACCAUUUUAAAAAUUAUUGUGUAGUAAGUAUUUGGUCUAUAAAAUUGCAGUUCUCUUGUCAAUUCAAAAUAUCUUUACUGAGAAGAAUGUUAUUCAAUUAUUUUGUCCUAAUGUAUUCGCCUGAAACAUGCUUUAAUGUUUACCAAUAGAAUUGUAUUCACUAGUUUACUAUUUAUUCUUUGUAGGUCCUGGUAUUUUACUUUAUACGAUGCUUUUUGGCUUUCAUCAGCUGUAUAUGUGAACUUUACUUCUAUAAGUAAGUAUUUUACUUCGAAAAUUAAAGACAGAACAUUUGCUUCUUAGACUGUGCCAACUAUAAAAUGUUAGCUAGCUAUUAAGCUUGCACAGUGACAUUCUUUGCUACCUGGUAUUUUUAUGAGAGAUUAAAAAGAUUGUGUUGGCUUAAUUCAUACAAUGAAAAAAGUGACCAUGGCUCAAGAUAUAUAUAUAUAUAUAUAUAUAUAUAUAUAUAUAUAUAUAUAAUCUCCAAAGAGGUAGUAGCACUCACAGAGUUAAAAAAUCCAAUCUUUAUUUUAAAUUGUUAAAAUCACGAUCAACGUUUCAGUCCUAUGUCCAGAACUUUCAUCAGGAUCAAUACAGCAAUGUAUUGAUCCUGAUGAAAGUCUAGCAAUCUCAAGCGUAGCCUGUUAUGCUUAGUGGUAUGUUACCUUAUGCAUGUUAUACCAUAAUAGUCUGUCAGUUUAGACACCUUAAUCCUCUCACUACUCCUGAUUGCUACUUUACUGACAUUGUGACCAAGAAUGCUUUUCAUUUCGUGAUGGUCUCACUGGUACUCACUUUACCCUUAAAGCACAGUUCUGUCUUCCUUCACCGUAGGUCAGCCUUCAAUUAGCAUGCUUAGAUUAUGUCUGAAUGCCUACUCCAUGCAUAUAGACAGGUCAGCUAAGCUUGAUAUAUCCUGUUUUGCAGCUCCAAAAUGAAGCAGACACAAAUAGGAGUUUAAUCUCUUGUAGUCUCAUAUGUAAUCCAGUAUCUAGAUAGCUUUUCUUACUUUGACUGUCGAUGCCAUAAUCUUGAUCUAGAUAGAUUUAACAAGCAUGUUUCUAAUCCUGUUGUUAUACCUUGUGCCUGUUAAACCCCCUGCCUUAUUGCAUGUAAGCUGUGUAUCCUGACUCUCUUGUCAUUUGCUAAUGGGGCAUGACAAGCUGUAUGUACUUACUUAACUGCACUACAAAAAUAAAGAAUUAUAUAAAAAAAAAAAAAAAAAAAAUAUAUAUAUAUAUAUUUUUUUUUUCUUUUUUAUAAUUCUUUAUUUUUGUAGUGCGUUCAUUCUAAAUGUCAGCACUCUCUAAGGGGACAGGAUAGAUAUAAUGCUAAAAUGAGCAGAUGUUUAUUAAAGUAUUAGUUUUUUUCUUCUUUUUUUAUAAACUAAUAUAUUAUCUACACUGCAACACAUUCACCUACAAUUUGUUGACAUUUUUACAGUGAAAUGUCCCUAAUAUUAAAGUACACCUGUCAUCCUAAAUAGCAUUUAAUCACAUCAGAUUGCUAGCAGAUGUUUAGCAUUUACUUCACCUUAUUAAGAUUUGCUGACCGCUUUACAGUGAAGACCAUAUAUAAGGUUGCUGUGUACUGCCACUCUUACUCCAGAUUAUGCUUUUGCAGCUCACUACACUUAUCAAGAAUCUGAAUCCAGUGCGUCACUGUGAAAAUAAUUGCUGGGGUUAAUGCAAUCGGGAAGAGCACCUUCCCAGCUGUCUGAUUUUCUCCUGAAAUCAGUACUUGUAUAAUGUUUGACAGAUGGGAGCUCCAAAGCAAUUCAGUAAGAUGUUGGUUUGGAGUGUUCCUGUCAAUACAUUUGUUGGCGAUUUUGCCAAUUAGAGAAACAAGGUCAUCUGCAUGAUUUUUGGAGGCCCGGAUCACUUUAACUUUUAUUCCAAUAAGUACCCAGUUCAAUAUUAACAUUCUCCACCAUGUAUUAUUUACCUUAUGUAUUUCCAUAGCUGUUGAAGUGCCCUGCUACCAUUUCCGAUUUACCACUGUGGAUAUGCAUAUCACAGAUUUAAAAAAAAAUGUGGCUAUACACUGCGUAAAUGAGAAACAAAAACAAUUAAGUGCUUCAGUAAAGGGACACGUAAAAAAUAUUAAACUGUUAAUCUGCAUACAGCCGGUAAUAAAGAAUGCAAAAAUUAAAAUGCAUAUAACCAUACAUAACUCACAGCACCAAAUAGUCCAGUGUUGGCAGCCAGGAAGAAAUGAAUCCUCAUCUGUAGCCUGUGGGGAUCCAGAGUUCCUUUCCCAGCACCUCCAGCACACCGGCCUAUUCAUUGCCGGUGUCAUUUGUGCAAACUCCAACAACAGGAGCAAUGUUUCAGGUUCAAUAUUACUUAUAUUACACUUUUCUUACCUCUAUACUGUAGAAUGCAGAUUCCAGGGUGGAAUAUAUUAUUGUCUAAUCAUAUAUUUCUACAUUUUGCGGAUUUGUACAGUACCUGGGAUAUGCAUAUUAACUUAUGGUUUAACACAGAUUGUUGUAAUGUGAAUAUCAAUGUCUACCUGAUUUGUAUCAAUGAUGCAUAUUAUUGGCACUUUUUGGUAAGAGUUGUCACAUUUUAUCGGUAGCCAUGGUUAGUUGUCACUAAAGCUGUUUGGCAAAAAUGAGAUCUAAGUGAAGUGAGUGAGCAAAACACCCCUCUUGAUGUUUGGGUUUUGACAAAUAAACCUGUUAACUGUGACCUCUAUAAGUAUAUAAUAAAUGUAGGGAUUAGCGAAGGGUCCUAAAAUUGGUGCUACUAUCACCUACGUGUUCACUCCAAAAACACACAAAAGAAAUGUGUAAAAUAUAUAAUAAAAAUUAGUGAGCGCACACAAUAUGUAUAAAAUAUUAGUAAUCGGUAACAGACACCUGUAAUAAAACCAUAAAAAAGACCAUAGGGUAAUACAGUACAUUAUAAAUUAAUAUGAUAACGACUAGAUGGUCCCACUCACAUGGUGCGGAGCCACUUAAAUAGCUGGCUCAGACUUUUGAAUCCUUGAGAAUAUAGAAGAAUGGGGUGGAUACUCCCUUAGAGAUAAUUGCAGUGCAGUUCAUAAAAUCUCCUGAAUAUAGGAUAUUCCAGUCCACCUCACUUGACGCGUUUCGGCAAAACAAGCCUUUCUUAAAAGUGUCAUCUGGAGGACAUAGAAGGUCGGAGAAAUUUAAUCAGAAAAAGCGCCAAAUCUACGUUUAAAAAGCGGGAUGAAUACUUGAUAGGACACGGACACUUGACAAAGGCUUGUUUAUUUCGAAACAGGUCAAGUGAGGUGGACUGUAAUAUCCUAUAUUUAUCUUAUGUUUUUAUAGUGCUUAAAUAAAUUGUUACCCCUGUACCUGAUUGACACCUGGAGUUUAUGAGUUCGGAUUUCACUCCAAGAAAAGCUGGGAACUGCACUGCAAUUAUCUCUAAGGAGUAUCCACCCCAUCCUUCUAUAUUCUCAAGGCUUCAAAAGUCUGAGCCAGCUAUUUAAGUGGCUCUGCACCAUGUGAGUGGGACCAUAUAGUAUGUAGUGGUUAUCACAUUCAUUUAUACUGUACUGUAUUACCCUAGUAUGGUCUUUUUUAUGGUUUUAUUACAGAUGUCUGUUACUGAUUACCUGUGGUAAUAUUUUGUAUAUUGUGUGCUUUCACUAAUUUUUAUUAUAUAUUGUAACCUAUAUAUAAACAGCUGCAAUGUUUAUGGUACUCAGAGUGCCCAUUUAAAUUAUUCUUAUAAAACAUUUCCACUCUUGGUUCCUGUCAGGUGACUAUCUUAGCAUCAUGGGAAAUGUUGUCCACAGUAGCCGGACUGCCCAAAGAUGGCCAUAACAGCCGUUAUUGUUUUUUUAUUUGUUUAAGAUCUACAUUCCACUUUUAUUGAUGACUUCAUGCUUUUGGUAUGGAUUCAUAUAAUUCAUCCUUUGGGGAGGUAAUAAUGUGCCCCAAAGUCCUUCUAUUUGGAGCUCCUGCUUUUUGGGUGCACAGCAAGUUUUAAACAUUAUCAAAGUAAUAAAGAAUCCCACAGGCCUGUGAUAAAAUAGACCAAUUAAAAGUAGAUUGGCGCAGCAAUUCAGCUUUGCAAAAUAAUUAUGCAGGAUAUUAAAGAAUAUAUCUCUCUCUCUGGCAAGCAGCUUCACAUUCCUAAAAAAAAAAAAAGAAAUUAAACACUACAGAGUAAUUGUUAUAAAACUUUUAAUAAAGUUCAAAUGGAAUAAAUGUCUCAAGAAGCAACGAUACUGGUUUAUUAUUUCGCCAUAUAAUAUCUUGUAGUUUGCAAAGUCUGUGUGCAAUAUGCUGGAGUUAUUAGAAUAACUGUUGUUUUACACUUUGAGUCUAGUUCGGGAAUUGUUCUAUACGAUUUAGAUAUGAUUUGAGGGGAAGAGGCAAAAUAAAAGGUUAAAGGUAUAUUUUCUGCUUUCUGAGGCAAAAAUCAGAUUUGCCAUAGGCGUGCUACGAAGUACCUAUUUUCUAAUGGGAGGUUGUUAUGAAAUUUGCUUUGGUAAAUGUUUAAUAGAAACCAUAGCAUGAAUUGACCCAUUUUUAAAAUCAUUAUAUCGCAUUAAAACUAUGCGAAUUCUUUAAAAAAAAAAAAAAGUUAAUAAAACCAUAUUUUUAUACAUAAGGAAGCUGCACAACUGAGAGGGGCUCUCUGUAGCUUCAGACAGAGUCCUCCCUGAAUAGGAAGUGGUCCAACCACUUUGUAGCCUCAUAUGUGUAGGAUGAUUGGAGCUGUUCUGGAAACUGGUAGCAAGCUUAUUGUGAGCAAGAGCCAUAGGUUGCUGCUGGGAAUUUUCUUGUAUUGUGAUUUAAUAAGACACUCACAGCAAGCAUAGUUUGUGCAGAGUGCUCUUUGCUCCAUAACUAUUGCAGUGUUACAAAUUGCCUAUGGUAUUAGCAGUAACCCUUUAAAAACUGUGUUUAUACUUGUAGGAGAUGGUUCUCCCAUGGCCUUUUCUGUCCCCUUUGUGAACUUUGAACCAUGAUGUGAAUACCUAGAUUUAUUCAACUGCAAUUCAAAUAUAAGUUUUUUUUUUUUGUUUUUUUUUGUAUUGUAUUAUGACUUGCUAUUUAAAAAAAAUAAAAAAUUUUGUUUCAGGGCUGUGUGCAAAAAAUUUGGACUCCAUGUUGGCCGGCUGAUGUUGGCUUUCCUUGUCCUCAGCACUGGAAUGUUUUGUUCAGCAGCAGGUAUGGAUGGGUGAGGUAAACAUGGGGUAUAUUUACUAUUAAUGCCUUUGGCGAAUGCUUCCAUUUCAAAGUGUUCUCUUAAUAAUCUAGGAAGAGAAACCGUAUAUAGCUCGCCUGUAUUAUCUGGUGAAUUCCAACUGGUGAUCCUUGUUGGUCAUGACUGUGUGAGUGCUGGUACCGUAAUGACUGCAUUUGCAUCCCGACCAGAAACACUGAGCAGCAACGAUAUACCAACAAUCUUUUGGAAUUAGUUUUAUGCAAGAGCAGUAAACUUAAUACAAAUAGUUGUCAACAUAUAUACGUCUCUGCAUAUAUAUAUUUUUUGCAAAGACGAAUCCACCUGCCCCUGCAUACCUGGAGCUCCUCCUCGUAGCCACCUUCGUUAUCUGUUUCAGUUCCUGGCAGAAGAAGCCCUCAAGAGCUGUGUCCCUGUCAUAAUAGAUAAAACCAGGGAGGUCUAUGAAGGACCGGAGAGGUUGUGAGCUCCUCCAUGGAUCUCCUUGGACAUGUGCUGUUGAAUGCCAUAUGUUUCAUGUAUGUUGAAUAGCCGGUCGCUUCCAUAAUACUGUUUCUCAGGCUCCUACUCAGGAAUUGAGACCUGCUUCCCCCUUUCACAUUGUCAUCGUGGUGGAAUCAGACAGUGCUCAUAGCAGGUGUCAUGGCAGCCACCUGAUUGUAUUGUUUCCAACACAGACAACUGGCAAAAAGUUAUUUGGAGCCGUCAUAUGGGCCGCCAGGGCCGGGGAGACACCCCUUGUUUUAGUCUGAAAAACGCACGGUUUAUCAAGCUCUGUGUUAGGUGAUAAUUCUUCCAGGUUUGCUUGAGUAAACUUGCGCGGCAGAGGCUUGAUUGAGCUGAACACGGUUGUACAGGUUCACUGUCAUUACAGAUCAGGAUAGUGCAGGUUUGCAGACAGUUUGGACAUUCAUUUAUUUCAAAAAACAAAAAACAGUCAGUAAGUUCUCACAAUUACUGAGCGCCCAGCCGUCUCUAAUUGCAUGUAUGCCAAUAUUCUGCUCACAUACUCUUCCUUAUUUUGUUUUUGUUUGUUUUUUUCACUUACCAGAAGCUACAUUUAUCGUACUUUACCAAUGGACAUAGUGUCCUUGUGUUUUAUUUUGCACAGAUUUCCUUAUAUUCACAUAGUUUUAUUUUCCAUGAAUACACGUGUACUAAUCAGCACUAAGCUUGCAUGUGCCAAAUCAGUCAAUUCUUGUUUUAUCAUUGUCACCUGUGCAUAAAAUAUGUGAUGUUAGUAAGUCUUUUUUUUUUUAUAAUUCUUUAUUUUUGUUGUGCAGGUGGUUACAGGGUAUCGACAGACGCCACAACAGCGUAUUGCAGAAUUUACAAAAGUUAGGCAGUGGCAUGGAAAUUCGCACAUCUUUUAUAUUUUUAUAGCAAGCUUGACUAGACUGGUAUAUUGUCAGGGUAAAAGUAAAUAAAACUAUUAGUGCUUAACAAUGCUAGAUUAGCUAUAUUAGUGUAGUUAGAGUAGGUUAAACAUCAAGCUUCAAGAUAUGCUAAAACAAUUGCUUUGCUGGAUUUGUAUCUAUGACUCAAUGCAGGGCUAAAUUAAUAUAAAAAUAAAUGGUAGACAAGGCUUAAGCUAUGCAAGUGGUUUUAACGGUGUAAGUUAUAAAAAGAGAGCAUCAGGUUGCAUAGAUGGCAAAAGUGACAGGAGCCAUCCCCUCUGACUGCAGCCCAGACCUUGAGAGAGUCUCCCUGGCAGUUCAUGCUCAUCGAACCCCCGAUCUGCAGAGUCUGUGGCAUGGUAGGAGUGAGUCCAGCGUGACUAGUGGUAAGAGGGGUGGGUGCACUGUGUUUGAUCCCUUUUGUCUGCCCGAUCCUCUGCUGGGUUCAGCUGAAAUGCGGGGGUGUCGUGUAGGUUUGCAGCGUUGCAUACGGAUGGACCGGGUGGCAGGUCCCGACUGCACUUUGCCGCAGGAGCCGGGAAUCCCCGUCUGUGGGUCAGUGACUUCGCUGUAGUGAGGGGCCCCUCUGCUUUUUAACCGUCUGGACAGCCUCGAGGAAUCAGAUCUGCUGAGACCCGGUGCUCCCAGCUUGCGCCGCCAUUUCAGGUUUGCCUGCUGCUUCCGCCAGUUUGGUUGUGGGGAGCCCUCUCAGACCCUGGCAUUACAGGUCGCGGAGACAGUCUCCUGGGACCGGGAUGACCCCCACCGGUCCAAAGGGGGGGGGAUACGGGGCCCUUACCGCGUGGCGUCGGAGCUCCGAAGGGAGACCGCAGGGCAGGAUAGCGAGGUGGCGGCCGUCCACCCCACUCACCGCUCGGGUAGGCCUCAGAUGUAGCUGUGCUGAUGUGCCUUCUCAGGGGUCAAAACGCUUGUAAUCUGAGUGGCCUCAGCUCCAGCACCUCUUUGCCCGCAGGACCGCUGCUGCUUAAAGGACCACUAUAGUGCCAGGAAAACAUACUCGUUUUCCUGGCACUAUAGUGCCCUGAGGGUGCCCCCACCCUCAGGUCCCCCUCCCGCCCGGCUCUGGGGAGAGGAAAGUGGUUAAAACUUACCUUUUUCCAGCGCUGGGCGGAGAGCUCCCUGCCUCCUCUCCUCCUCCGAUCCUCCUCCUGGGCUGAAUGCGCACGCGCAGCAAGAGCUGCGCGCGCAUUCAGCCCGUCGCAUAGGAAAGCAUUUACAAUGCUUUCCUAUGGACGCUUGCGUGCUCUCACUGUGAAAAUCACAGUGAGAAGCACGCAAGCGCCUCUAGUGGCUGUCAAUGAGACAGCCACUAGAGGAAAUAGGGGGAAGGCUUAACCUAUUUAUAAACAUAGCAGUUUCUCUGAAACUGCGAUGUUUAUAAAAAAAUGGGUUAACCCUAGAAGGACCUGGCACCCAGACCACUUCAUUAAGCUGAAGUGGUCUGGGUGCCUAGAGUGGUCCUUUAACUGCAGAUAGGUAUAUUAUUUGCUUUUUGUAGGUAUUAAUGUUGUUAGUCUGCAGGAGCUGGUCUUGUAUGCAACCUCUCAGCAUGGCGGUCCGGCCCCGCCCCCAUGUUAGUAAGUCUAAUAUGUGUAUGUGAAAAGAGAACCGUGGAUCAUUAGCAAAAUAAUGUGUUAAUGAAGAUAUCUAUAUUGUACGAUCAUUCAUUCAUAAUCACUGUCCCGGGUAGCUAGUAGUAACCAUUAUACGUUGGUUAGUGACAAAAGAAGCAGUUUGUAUCAAGCUUAGUAGAACGUGGAUCCCAGUUAUGAACAUAGUUGGGUGGCAGCUUGAGAUAUAGUUAUCAUCACUAAGCAGGAGUGCCUUGAGUCAUAUUGUUAAGGGUAACUAGAAGGAAAAGUACACAGAUCUACUUAUAUUAAUUAUUUCGUAAUUCAAAGCUUUAUUGGGCCACAAAUGCAAAUAAGACUCAUGUCAACAUGUUUUGUAAUAUGAAUAAGACGCGCAGGUCUCAGCACUAGAUAAUUGCAACGCAGCCACGCAGGUCUCAGCACUAGAUAAUUGCAACACAGCCACGUAGGUCUCAGCACUAGAUAAUUGCAACACAGCCACGCAGGUCUCAGCACUAGAUAAUUGCAACACAGCCACGCAGGUCUCAGCACUAGAUAAUUGCAACGCAGCCACGCAGGUCUCAGCACUAGAUAAUUGCAACUCAGCCACGCAGGUCUCAGCACUAGAUAAUUGCAACGCAGCCACGCAGGUCUCAGCACUAGAUAAUUGCAACGCAGCCACGCAGGUCUCAGCACUAGAUAAUUGCAACACAGCCACGCAGGUCUCAGCACUAGAUAAUUGCAACACAGCCACGCAGGUCUCAGCACUAGAUAAUUGCAACACAGCCACGCAGGUCUCAGCACUAGAUAAUUGCAACACAGCCACGCAGGUCUCAGCACUAGAUAAUUGCAACGCAGCCACGCAGGUCUCAGCACUAGAUAAUUGCAACGCAGCCACGCAGGUCUCAGCACUAGAUAAUUGCAACGCAGCCACGCAGGUCUCAGCACUAGAUAAUUGCAACGCAGCCACGCAGGUCUCAGCACUAGAUAAUUGCAACUCAGCCACGCAGGUCUCAGCACUAGAUAAUUGCAACGCAGCCACGCAGGUCUCAGCACUAGAUAAUUGCAACACAGCCACGCAGGUCUCAGCACUAGAUAAUUGCAACGCAGCCACGCAGGUCUCAGCACUAGAUAAUUGCAACACAGCCACGCAGGUCUCAUCACUAGAUAAUUGCAACGCAGCCACGCAGGGCUCCGCAAGUAAGAUGCAGUAUAAUUCAGACAUUGUCACAUAGCUGAGCAGUAGUGAAUGGAAAUAACACUUUAAAUGUUUCAUGGAAGGAGGAGGUAUAUGGUACCUCGGAAGAUGGUAUUAUAGGUAAGAGGGGAAAAGCAAGAUAGAAGAAGGGUAGAGAGGUAUAUAUGUUGCAGAAGCACCAUACUGUUGCUAGUAUCGUUAUGAGGGCUAUUGUUGUAUAUCUUUAUAAGAAUGUGACCUGUAAGUUUCACGUUAUGUCUGUGCAAUAUAAUUCCCUUAUUUUUGGAGCCUGCAUGUUCUAUGACUUAUUUUGUUUAGUCUUUAUAUUUUUGUUUCCCCAAUAAACAAAUAUUUAUGAGAAAAAUUGGAAUAGCACUUGCCAGACAUUCCCAUUGAAUGUGACAUUCAUUUUGUAUAUUGAGGACAGACAUUUAGAUCAUUUGUGGCUUCUUGGUAGAACUUACAGGAUUGUUCACUUAGGGGCAUUCAAAGUGGACCUCAAUUCCCAGACCAUAGCAGCCAAAUUAAAAUCUUAGCUGAGUUGGAAAUCUUUCCUUCUUUUUUCCCCUUUUCCCUCCAGUUCAGCCUCCCUGACCCCAAACGUGAACCUCAAACACAGCUGUUCAUUGAGCAGGAUAAACAACACUAAGUAACAUGUAGAAAAUUGCAAUAUUUAGAGUCGACACGCAGGUCAGAACAGAGAAAAUAAUACGAUAAUAAGGAAGGUGUAUAAGAGAGUAGAGAGAGGGGGGUCAAGAGCUAGCCCACCUGCCGAGAGUUUGCGUGUCUUCCCAUCAUUGGGAGUGUUCCCAAUUAUGGUUGUAUAUCACGGGUGUCUCGCAUCGGAGGUGGGCUGCUAACAGGGCAGGAUUUUCCAAAUCCCUCCCCUAUGGCUGCGUCCCUCACCCCCACUUCCUGCUCUGCCACGUACACCAGCCACAGCCGCCACCUCUCCACAUGCCUUUCCUCAGUUCCCAGUAGCGAUGCCUGCACCGACUCCGCCAUGUAUAUCUCCUCCACUCUUUCUACCAAGUGUCCCGCUGUGGGGAUCAUGUCUUGCUUCCAAUAUAGUGGUAUCAUGGCCUUGGCGGCAUUUAGAAUGUGUCGGAGGACAGACUUUCUGUAAGCCCCAAUGGUGGUCGGUGUGGAGUGCAGGAGGGCCGUUUCCAUGCCAAAACAUCCCGUGUCACAGAGGAUCUCCCCUGUUUUCCGUUACACCCUUUACCAGAAUGGCACAAUUCGUGAGCAUUCCCACCAUAUAUGUGUUAUGAUCCCUGGACCCCCUCCACAUCUCCAGCACACAUUAGGCACAUCUGGGAAGAUUCUAUGGAGGCUAUCGGGUGUUCUGUACCAUAAUGCCAAAAAUGUAAAGCUGGUUUUCUGGUAAUUAGAACUCGAGGAGCAUUUGUGGUAAAGAAUCAGUAUCUUUUCCCAUUGAGCUGCAGUGAACGUCUUAUCAAGAAUACGUUCCCAGUGAUGAAGGAAAGUAUCUUUAUUCUCUAGAUGUCCCACAAGAAAGUGUUGGUACAGGAGAGAUACUGCAUUGGUGGUCCAUGGUGGUUUUGUUGUCGCAGAGGUCUUCGAACCAUGUCAGUUUGGGGUGUAUGGCAUCCCUGUUCGGGAGUGUCUGGUAGAAAUAUUGAAUUUGUGUGUAUCGGAAUAUUUGCAGACUCGAUGGUGGGCCACCCUCCGUCAGCUCCUGUCGCGGUUUCAUGCUCGUGUUGUGUAAUAUCUUACAAAUAGGGAGAGAGAUACCCCCGCCGAGAAGGCCCCAUGACACUGGUGGUAAUCCACCCCCUAUCUGGGGAUUGUGUUGUAUAUGGAUUAGCGGGCUUGGUUUGGAGACAGAUGAGGAGCCCAAUGCUAUUCCAAAUUUUCAGCGUGUGAGCCACUGUAGAGGUGGGAUCCAAAGUCGCUUCUGUGGGCUUCCUUGAGCUCCACACAGUCAGGAAAAGGGAUGGGUGUAAGUGACCUUUGUCGCGUUCAACCCACUGUUUGUGUGUAGGAUGGGUAUUCCAUUCUAGUAUCCUCUGUAGGACAGUCGCAUGGUGAUAUUUGCACAAGUCAGGGAGUGCCAGCCCAAAAUUAAUCCAACAUUAAAACCAUUGAUAGACUCAAGUGCAAUUACAGCUUUUACAUUAACAAACACACAGUUCACCAGUCCUUUGGCUGAUCAGCAAUGUGGCUUUUACUUUACAUUUCCCAUACUUGUUUUUUUAUAUCCGUUCAUAUUUUUGCCUGUGGACUUGUUAAAGGGGCACGCUAGGCACCCUAAAAUAUAAAGCUCAUUGUAAUGGGAAUGAUUCUCCUACUGUACAGUGCGUUUGGCAGUAAGGUUUAACAAAGCCAUUACCACUCAGUGAAGGUAUUUAGAAACAUCGCCUUUGCUAUAAAUGGAUUUAGAAGGCACUUUUGGUUUAAAACCAUUACAUUUUCUGACGUUAUUGUGGUUGUUUAAUAGUUAAGCUCUAUCAAUAGGACACUGUUAUCUGUAAUAUUAGGAUUCUAGUGGUUGUUUAAUAUUUAAGCUCUAUCAAUAGGACACUGUUAUCUGUAAUAUUAGGAUUAUAGUGUCGUCUGUAGAACUUAUUUAUAUUCAGAACCCAUCAGUAGGUUGUGUUCAUUAGGAUUUUAUCAACAUUUAUUUUUGUUACAAUAUCAAGUGAUGAAACUGUCCCAUUGCUGUUUGUGUCUGUAUAAUGUAUGUUCUCUCCGAUCUUUCUUAGCUUACCUCCCCAGUAGUUUCUGUAUGUAUACUACGAUAAUAGCCAUGACUGGCUGGUACAUGGACAAGGUCUCUGUAGCAGUGCUAGGAGUGGCUGCUGGUGCAAUUUGGGGCUGGCCAUUUAGUGGUGUCUUGGGGUAAGAACUUUGUUUUUUUUUUUUAAUGUAUUUAUUUGUUUUUGCAUCUUCUCUUGUAAAGUUUUUUUUUUUUUUUCUUCUUUCUUAAAUUGUUUUGUCUGCUGAUAUCUGAUUUCCCAUAAAAAAAAGUCAUUACACACAUCAUCCUAACCUUUGUUGUGUCUCACACACCACUUGCAUGAAUGCUUACUAACUGACCUUACACACAGAGGAAACUGACACACACACAUUUACACACAGAGGACACUGACACACACACAUUUACACACAGAGGAAACUGACACACACACAUUUACACACAGAGGAAACUGACACACACAUAUUUACACACAGAGGAAACUGACAGUGUUUCUUACUGAUUUGAGAGAGAGAGUCUCUCUCUCUCUCUCUCUCUCUCUCAUAAUUUUAGUAUUUUUAUUUCAAUUCCCCCAGCUUCCCUACAUUUGGGAGAGCUAGAGUGAAUAAUUUCCCUGGGGAUCAGUGAGGAUCCUUUCCCUGGGGUGUAGAUGGCUGCUGUCAUUUUCACGGGCGUCUUUGUCUGUCCCCUUGCAAACUGUUUAGUGAUGCUGGGGCAGUUCUAGAAGUUAGCCAGCCAGCUGUUGGUGUACCCCCUGCUUUUAGGUGCUCAAAACCAUUGUAUACACUACAGCCUAGUGAAAAAAAAAAGGGGGGAAAUAUGACCAAAGGAUGACGCCAGUAUGCACAAGGCAACACAGGCGAUAAAACAGUCAUUAGUGGUUACGCUGAUUGGAAUCCAAUCUGACAGUGUAUCACUUGAACUGCAGUUCUACCAUAGCUGCGGGUUUCAUUGUAGCCACCACUUCUAAGUACAUACAUAUUUUCUUUAUGGGUUUAUUUACUAAACAACUUUUUAAAAAUCACAUUUACAGUGUAGCGUUCUUUUAAAUGUCCAGAUGUGUGUUUCAAUAUGUAUUUAAUUUUGUAAGCAAUAUUGAUCCAAAUGCAAUCUCUGGUAAGGACUUUUGAAAAAGUGGUGAUCAUAAUAUCCUUGUUUUUUAAGGUUUUAGAAAUGACAAGUGAAAUGUAUUUCAGUUUGAUUUAAAACAAUUAAUUGACCAAAUGUCAUAUUUUUCAGGAUACCCAUUGCCUUUGAUAUACUGUUCCUGAAACAGAAAUGGAAGAGUUUUAUUAACUGGUGUUUGAUGGCUUUAAUAUUGUUUUUGGUGAGUUCGGUAGCAGCUGAGGUUACAAAACUAAAUACACAUAAAGGAAAAAUUUGUAAAAAAUGCAAUUUUUAAAAGGAACAUGAUUUAAAAUUUGGAAAUAUAGGAAGAAAAAAAGAGAGAAAUAAAAAUGCGAUGAUAAAGAAAAUAAUUGAAAAUAUAAAACUAAUCGAUUAAUUUUGAAAAGUAGAUGAAAAAAUAAAUGCAUUAUUAAAGGAGCACCAUAGGGUCAGGAACACAAACAUGUAUUCCUGACCCUAUAUGGUUAUUACCACCAUCUAGCCACCCUGGUCCCCUCAUGCCUCCCUUAAUAUAGUAACAUCUUACUUGUAUUCAAACCUGCAGUUGCUUGUUUUGUCACUGUUUCCUUUAGACCUGCCUGCUGACAUCAUCAGAAGUGGAAGCAUGAUCCAAUCACAAUGCUUCCCCAUAGGAUUGGCUGAGACUGACAAAGAAGCAGAGCCAGCACAAUUCAAAUACAGCCCUGGCCAAUCAGCACCUCCUCAUAGAGAUGAAUUGAAUCAAUGAAUCUCUAUAAGGAAAGUUCAGUGUCUGCAUGCAGAGGGAGGAGACACUAAAUGUUUGGAUGCAUUUUAGGCAGCCAUGACCCAGGAAGGAUCUCUAACAGCCAUCUGAGGAGUGGUCAGUGAAGUUAUCACUAGACUGUAAUGUAAACACUGCAUUUUCUCUGAAAGACAGUGUUUACAGCAAAAAGCAUGAAGGUAAUGAUUCUUCUCACCAGGACAAAUUCAAUAAGCUUUAGUUGUUCUGGUGACUAUAGUGUCCCUUUAAUUCUUGAGAACCACGCAACAUUUUUUUUUUUUUAUAUAUAUAUAACACAGCAUUUAUUUCAGAAAAUGUCACACAUUUUCACAAAACUGGCUCAUUUCCUCUUUUAAUUUUCCGGAAGUGAAAUUAGACCUCUGGGAGCAGAGCGGUUAAUGUGAAUCAUUUCAUAACGAAACACUACGUGUUCAGACUCCAGGAACCAUGACCACUUCAAAUCAGUGAAGUGGUCCUGGUGCUUGGAGUAACUUUUAAAGGAACACUGUAGCAUUAGAAUUACCUAUCUGUAUUCUUAACGCUGCAGCCCUGAUGCCUUUUAUCAAUUAGGUUUAUCUUUCCAGCCUUGUGCUCAUCUUUCCAGCCUUGUGCAUAAGAGCAUUUCUGGGAAGCUCCCACUCUGCCUUAAUAGAAUGCUCCCCCAGCUGUUCCCACCACCUAUAACCUCCAAUCCAGUUCUAGCAUGAUAUUUAGCACACCGCAAUACAAAAAUAAAGUGUCUCGAUCCUCCUUUUCCUACAGAGCACCACAAUUAUGGAAUAACCUCAGGGACACAGUCAAAUCUUCAUUCAAUCUAAAAUCUUUUAUGAGAUCUAUGGCAAUAUACCUCAGCGCAGAAUGCAUCUGUCAUGGUUGAAUAUAUUUAUUACCUGUUAUUGAUUACAUUUUACAUAUAUAUGUGUGUGUGUGUGUGUGUAUAUAUAUAUAUUUUGCAUAUUAUAUUUUUGUAAUAUUGUAUCCUAUUGUAAUCUCAAUGUAUCCACCCUGGUUAAAUAUUUUAUAAAUAAAUAAAUAAAUGUGUGUAAAAAAAAAAAAAGUAAAAUUAAAGGACCACUAUAGUGCCAGGAAAACAUACUCGUUUUCCUGGCACUACAGUGCCUUGAGGGUGCCCCCACCCUCAGGGUCCCACUCCCGCCCGCCUCUGGGGAGAAAAAAGGGGUAAAACUUACCUUUUUUCCAGCGCCGGGCGGGGAGCUCUCCUCCUCCGAUCCUCCUCCUCUCCUCCCAUUCGGCUGAAUGCGCACGCGCGGCAAGAGCUGCGCGCGCAUUCAGCCGGUCUCAUAGGAAAGCAUUCAUAAUGCGUCUUCUCACUGUGAUUUUCACAGUGAGAAUCACACAAGCGCCUCUAGCGGCUGUCAAUGAGACAGCCACUAGAGGAUUUGAGGGCUGGAUUAACCCAUUUAUAAACAUAGCAGUUUCUACUGAAACUGCUAUGUUUAUAAAAAAAAAUGGGUUAACCCUAGCUGGACCAGGCACCCAGACCACUUCAUUAAGCUGAAGUGGUCUGCGUGCCUAGAGUGGUCCUUUAAAGUAAAACAAAUUACUUAAAGGACCACUAUAGGCACCCAGACCACUUCAGCUUAAUGAAGUGGUCUGGGUGCCAGGUCCAGCUAGGUUUAACCCUUUUUUCUAUAAACGUAGCAGUUUCAGAGAAACUGCUAUGUUUUAAAUGGGUUAAUCCAGCCCUCAAAUCCUCUAGCGGCUGUCUCACUGUGAAUGCUUUCCUAUGGAUUGGCUGAAUGCGCGCGCGGCUCCUGCCGCGCAUGCGCAUUCAGCCAAAGAGGAGGAGGAGGAGAGCUCCUUGUAACGGAUCACCUGGCACCCCGACUGGGUACCUCCGUUAUUAGAUACUCCUAGCGCUUCCUGAGGGCUCCAAGGAUUCCAGCAGACACCAUAACCACUGUAGACGCCUUCCGAGAGCAAGACAGGAACAAGCUCUUAAAAGAGCUUAGAAGUGAUUAUCCAAGGGAGCAUGCAGAGCAUAGCAAUCCCUUGUAGUGAUAUAGCAAUACCCCCAAUAAGAGACAGGACUCUAGAUUGAGGAUGAAGAACAACUCUGGUUUAAUGACACACACUCUGCUUUUAUCCAAUUCUCCCAUGCAAAGGAGACACCCACAGACAAUUAUACAUUAGCCAAUCAAACAAUGGUUACAUCCCACACAUUUCCUCCCCUUAGCCUGAGCGGUAACACAAUUAUCCGUACAGUUUAAAACCUACUUUUUACACAACUUUCAUAACUCUAAAACUUUACAUCCAAUAUUAAUAAAAGUCACAUAUUAUUAAUCAGCACAUUCCAAAUACAAACAUACCCAAACAUCAUUCGAAUCUGUUCAGCCGUUCGGGAGAUAGAUAUGUCACUUUUGACCGACCGCAAGCACAUUUUCAUGCCCAAAACAGUUCCAUGGAUUCGGUCUAUUUUACACAGAGAAAAUGACCAAGUCCCAUUUGAACGAGCGUUCGAAUCUUCAAACGGGACUUAGUCUCCAGCCGCAGUGUCGAAGUUGAGUAGAAGGUACGGGUCAGCGGGGCUUGUGCAAUUGGGUACCCGAAAACAGUUCCAUAGAUUUGGCUUCACACACUGCUGACCGCGUUCGAAUGAGUUAAAAUGGCCGCGGCCACUUCGACGACUUCGGCACUUCGACUGCAUUCGAAGUGCCAGUUUAAAAGUACAAAUCCUUUCUCUGGGAAUUAAAGGGCCAGAAACAGCAUUCUAGAAAUCCAUUAUGCCCAAAUAAGUUCCUAGAAGGGCAAUACAUCCCACGGCCAUAGUCACAGGGCAGGAGGCUGGCAAACAGGCCCCUCCAAAAACCAGUGGCGAGGUCACUUUCGCCACACUCCCCAUAAAGGAGCAUUAGGAACCUGAGGCACAUGCGCAGCACUCACUGCGAUGCGCCUAAAAUUCUUCUAUUGAGAAUCAUUGAACUCUAUGACCAACCAUGAAGCACUGUGCAUGCGCGCAUGACAACAUGGUGUGUUUCAGUAUGAGAAUCUGGAAGUAAGAUUCCUGACUCUCAUACCUAGAGGUUUUGGAGUGGUGUGAAGCCACGCUUCCAAGCCCUCUAACUAGUAAACUAAAAGAGUUUUGGGGGUAGGAUAGAUGGCAGGGCUGCAGGCACUAUAAAAACAUCAAUAAGAUGAAGUUAAGGUGCCUAUAAUGUCCCUUUAAAGGGGGAACUGUAAGUUCCAAGAAUUUUAAUAUUAAGUUAUAUACAUACUUUUUUUUAACAAAUAAGUUGUAAGGUGUGAAAAUGAAAAGUAGAAAUUCACACUACUGUAUUAACCUGUAUAAUCUGAGUUCUUUCAUUGUGGUUGCCGAUCAUUGGUAAACUCCGCCCACUGCACCUGUCAGUCAGCAGAGAGUCAGGAGGAGAAACAUACAUUUCUCCUCAAACAUAAUGUGUACCAUGGCUAUGUGAAAAUAAUGUGUAAUGAAACAAUUUAACAUUGUGAAAUCAAAAGAGGAUCACUGCUCCAUGUUUAAAUUGUUAAGUAGCAUAAAGUAACCAGUCACACACUGGGACCCUCGGGAUCUGCUGCUUCCCAUUCACUAGCCAUCUAGGCUGCGAAAGUAGAUUUUAAAUACCUGAUUUGAGUAGUACAGUCUGAUGUAGGGUUCUUUUAACUCAACCAAUAGCAAAAACAUGCACACAGGAGAAGAUUCUGAAAUGUUUUUUUUUUUUUUUUGUGUGAAAAUAGGUGGCUUACUAUGAAGAAAACUGUCACAUUUUAGAUCACUCUAAAACAUGUGAUCCAAAGAAUGACAGAAUUUAACGCUAUUUUUCAUAAUCCUUAACUUAUGAUAAAUCUCCCCCUACCCCCCUGUGUCAAUACUAGUUGACUACCUUAAAGGAGUUGCUGAAAGCUACGGUAUAUUUUUCUGGUGUAAAUAUCCAUCGUGUUCUCUCUUGUUUUAUCACAGGUUCCUCUGGUGGCUGUUGAUAGUUAUUAUUACGGAAAGCUGGUAAUAGCACCUUUUAAUAUCUUUCUGUACAACGUCUUUACUGAUCAUGGACCCGAUCUCUAUGGUGAGUAAUAUACGGUGUUGUUUUGAUUUGGAAUAAUACAGCGUGGUUUAUAAAUGUGUAGAGAACCCCAAGAUGGCAUUGUCCCCUAAAGGUUAGGGAUAGUGUUACUGUUUAAAUGUUAGUGUAGUGUAAUGUUGAACGGUUAGUGAUAGAGCCACUUUAAUAUGUUAUUAAAGUGCUUGCUAUCUGCUUUACUGUUAAGAUGUACAAAAAUAAAUAGCAGCUCGCAAAACAGAACUAAAUUAUCAGUUCUAUGCUACUAGCCAUUUUUUUUUUUUUUUUUUUAAACUGUCCCUGCACAUGGACAUGUACGAAAAGGAGGAACUUACUUGUGAUCACUUUCCUGUAUGACUUUGUCAGCCUGUCUAGAAGGCAUGCUUCGAAGCACCAACUGAACAGUGAUUAUACUCUGAGUGAUGGUGGUUGAACAACAGAUUUCUACCAUCUUUAAACUGCUGAUUACAUAGCCCACUCAUAGACACAGAUAUUGGCUAUGCAUUUAUUGUAACAGUAAGCUGCUGUUUUCAGACAGAUUGCAGUGACGGUUGGGGUCCAUGGCACACUCCUUGGGCCUGUCUUUUCACUUACCAAUAGAUAAUUUUGAGGCCUGAUCUUAUAUUUGCUAUUACAUUAUAUCUCUAAAGAGUUACUCCAACCUUUUUCACAAUAGACUUCCCUUUGCUGGCACGCUCCGAGCGCUGUCUGCAAGGGCAGAGGCUGAUUAUGUCUGUCUUCAGCACGCAGUGCAUGCCGACUACAGAUGUAAUUUUUGCACCGUUUUAGUGUUGAGCAGCUCUGAACAGAGUUGUGCCAUGGGUGUGACUGGUCCCCGGCACAAAAUUGCAAAUAUAUCUGUACAUACAGCAUUUAAAGCAGAAAUGCUGCACAUACAGAUUCAUUGCUCCAUCACCACUUCUAAAAGCAGAACUUGUCAAGGAGCCUGGAGUAGCCCUGUAAAUAAAGGUUGGUAGCUUCAGUUUAGCUGGCAUGCUGCAUUUUUAUAUAGCAACCACUAGAUGCCGGUGUUCCCUUGCAGUUAAUUUCAUUUUCAACUGCUGCUAGAGCACCCCUUUAACCCUUGUUAUUAUGGAAAUUAUAUUCAUCUUAAUUUAUGUACACAUCUCUACAGCCUCAUUUAAAGUGCACCUGUUUUCUAAAAACAUUUUUAUUGUGAUUAAUAGUAUAUGAAAACAUGUCUCUAUAAGAGUUUAUUAAAUAAAUAUAAAACACACACAAACAGUCCUGUCAUUUUUAAGAUAUGCUGUAAUAAAGGCUUAUUAUUCUUAACGGUGUUAGGUGAAGCUUGUUAUUAUUAAUGCCGCCUGGAGAAUAUCCGUAAUAUAAUUGUGUUCUGUAUCAGGCGGAAGGGAUAACAUUUUACUUUUAUUUAUUCAUUUUAACUAACCCAAAAUGACUUUCUGUGCUUAUGUGUAUACCCUGCUAGGAUCCUAGAUAUAUUUCAGUAGGCUAUAUAAGAGUUAAUUUUCACUGCACACAAUGCCAUUGUUUACAGCAAUCUUAUGGUCAAUGAAAAAAACGACUUCUUUGUGAAAAGAGUGCAGUGUCAACACUUUAGAAAAGGCUGUCAAGUCGGAUAUUUUCUAUAUAAUAGAUGUGUAAAUCCUAAUAUGUUUUUAUAGAUAUCUGUUAAGAUUCUGCAAGAAAUGCCAUACCAUUGUUUUGUGGGGUUCUAGAAAUCCAGACUCUACAAUGUAUCACUAUAUGUGAUGCCUUAGAAGUUGAAGCACUGUUAUAUGGGCUUAUUGCCAUCAUAUAGACUGCACUUGUCAUGCUCAGUGAAACCGUUUUUCCUCUGUUGUGAAUUUGCUCACUGACUAUGUCAAUAGAAGUCAUGUAAUAAGAGAUCUUUUAGCAUUUCCAUGAGAGAUCCUGCUUUGCACUGCUGAUUCCCAUAGACCUCCCGAGUUAAUCCAUGGUUUAGUAAAAGUGCCAAAUUUUGAGAUUUUGCUUGAUUAGAUUGACUAGAAUAGAUUGAUUUCUUGCUUCUCUAUCUAAUUAGCACACCAAUUGAAAUUACUCACAGAAAAAUGUACAAGUUCAAUAUCAGAGAUAUGAUGAAAGCUUUCACAGUGUUGUGCUUUCCUUGGUCAGGAUAUGUGGAUGAUCUUGAUGUAACACGAUGGGAUUAUUACAAAAAUAACCAAGUACAUAUAUGACAAUAUCCAUAUCAACCGAAUGCCCAAUUUUCUGCCCAUACACACACAAAAAAAGACUACUUUUUGGAGUGAAAACAUUUUAGUGACCAAGUGGUUAAACAUUUUUUUAUUUUUUUUAUUACCGGUGUGAAAGGAGUGUUUUGGAACUCUGAGUGGGCUAUUCACCUAUCCUUCUGUUUUACAGUGGAUGAGAUUGAAGCCUGGCUUUUAAAUGCAGAUAUCUUUCUGUAACCUGUACUGACAGCUUCUAAGCUCAUAAUUGACUUUCAGAGUGAUUACAGAAUUACAUGAAAUGGCAGGUAGAGUUCGUUCCUGGACUAGCUAAUCGCACCAUUUAACUGGUUAUCGUGGCAAUCAACCAGUAAUUGUCACAAUUUUAGUACAUUAUGUGAGUUCAGGGCACUUCAUUCCUACCAUGUACCCUAGAUGUCACUAGUUACAAUGGGAUUAAAAAUGGAUUUUUCCUCGCUCUGUCUGUCAACAUUAUAGCUUUGAUUACUAAUUCUGUUACGUCAAACUAAUCUAAACGAUCUGUGGCCCGUAACCAUAAAAUCUUGGACAGCACUUCCAAAAGCACUUGACGUCAUUGUUUUAUAGGAUGCAGCUUUUUUAGGAUAUAAAAUAUUCGGCCAUCUCUGUAAAUACAUCGGACAACACGCAGAUAUAUAGAUUAUCUCAUAUGAUGUGAUUAUUACAGCCUUACCUACGUGGAAGAAAAUUGCUUGGGGUUGGGGGUACAGGGAAAUUAACCGUUUUGUUGCCAGAUUUACUGGUCUGUCUAGAACCAACUGGAUAGGUAAGGUUUACAAUAACUCCCAAUAACACGCCUUUAAACAUGAAUCAUUGCAGUUACCCCCCUCCAUUUUACAGGCCCCCUUGCGUCAGCAGUUCACUUAUCUUUUCCUGCUAUGACGCAUUGAGCCUUUCAAAUUCAGCUUUGCUAUGCGUCAGGAAUAACUCCUGAUUAUGACCCAGUGUCUAGAUAAAGGCUGCUUCUGCUUUUUAAUCAGAAUAGUGUUGAGGUGGUGAGAGUACUGCGUGCAUAUGCCAAAAUGUAAAUAUUGGCCUUUAGCAAACCUCGUAUUACCACCUUCUCUAAGAAAGCCUGAAAUCCUACAUUUAGGGUUAUUUCACAAAAUAUGUAUUCAUUUCUCUAUUUGCCAACAAUACUAUCACAUGUUCUUUUCUUUUUAGUAUUUUUUGUAACUAUGUAUCCAAAGAACAAGACAUUUAUAUUUUCGGUUCCAAAAUAAUCCAGAUCAGAAUCGAGAAAGUGUCUGGAUUUUUACCAAAUUACUUGCAAAUAUCAAUGCUGUGACUGCAGAAUUACACCAUUUUAUUUUUGGUACAUUGUUUCUACACACAGGUUAAUAAGCUUUAUAAAUAUUAAUAAUAUUUAAAGAAUCCAGCUUUCAUGCUGCCCUUUAUAUAAUGUAAUUGUGCGAGCCCGCUAAAGUCUACCUUCCUUUAGAGAUUUUGAGAUAGGUGCAAUUUUUGUUUCAAAAAUAAAUUCAUAGCCAUUUCUACCUAAAAUGUUGCAACAUUUGAAAAAAUAUAAAUUGACUGCCAUUACAUUGAUGUACUUGUAUGAAGCCUUCAGAAUGAAUUAACAUGACAAGAAUGAGAUCAAAUCUCUCCAUACAGGAGAAGUACUUUUUAAAUCAAGUCCUAUUUCUUUGCAGCUAAAUGCGUCUUAUCAACACUCUUUGAUUUCUCAAAGCAAUGUUGUAUUCAUGGUAACCUGAUGUUGUUUAAAAGCAUAAAAAAAAAAAAAAAAAAGUGUGAUGUGACACAAAUUCUACAAAUUAAUUAGGAUUGUUAAUGCUGUCUGCUGAAACUGAAAAUGACUGCAUGGCCCCUAAUGAAUCCUGACUCAAUGUAAUAAUGGGUGCCGUGUUAUAAACGAGGCACACCGGGGAGCUGUGCUAAACAACAUUAAUUGCAUAAAAACCGUCAUCUAAACCCAAUCAUAGGAGAUCCAGGGAAGGAGAAAUUAUGCUUAGUAUAAUUUAGAUCCCAUUAUCUUAUUCUUGUUAUAUAUAUUAUAUGUACAGGGCUCAACAUUUCCAUCAGCUAUUGGUGAGUGAAAAGUUAGCCCUGACAAAUAGUUAACCCCUGGUGAAUGAGCUUGUACCCUCUGGGCUUGCAGGGGUGAUUAAUGUUUAAGGCCUGGCUAGUAAUAGCCUGAUUGAAUAGUCGGGACUAUUUUGUGUUAUGUAUUUUCCUACACUUUGCAAUCUGAUUAAGAAAAGCUUCACCCUUUGUUAGCUUGAGAAAGGAAGUGAUGCUUGCCUUAAGCUCCAACAUUUUAUCAUAACAAGUGUAGGAAAGAUACAUAAAACAAAGUAUGUUUUAAGGAGAACUUUGCUGCCCUGUUGUGUUUUUGUUCCCCACCUCCUCUAGACUGUAACCACGUUUGAGCAGGGCCCUCAUCUGCCAAUUGUUCCUGUGUCACUGUGUAAUAGUCUCAUUUAUGGUAAAAUUCUCCCCCUUUCAUAAUAUUGUAAAGCGCUGCGGAAUUAGUUGGCGUUAUAUAAAUACCAAUAAUAAUAAUAAUAAUAAUAAUAAAGAAAAGAAGAACAGAUAGGGGAAGAGAAGAGAAAACAAUAGGAGAAACAAAUGGUAAUGUUAAAAUAAAGCACAACGCAUUGCACAUGACAAGUUAUUACAAAACUCCCCAUGUGAUCGUUCCACUUUAUGUUUCUGAGUAGUGCAUGUGCUUAGAGAUGUAAAAAUAUGGAAGUUGCUGGCACAAUGUACGUGAUUAACACCUAUUUGAAGUAAUAUGGUAAAUCGAUUCCAUAGCUUUUUUGGGCAGUUGGUAGCAGAAUAUAAAAUAAUAGUUGCUGAAUUUGAAUGGUCAAAGAUCGGUCACUGAUGUCAAGGGUAGCUCGAAAUAUUUGUGACAUGUACUAUCUUUCUGUUUUGGCUUAUAUACAAGCCUGUAGAUCUACUCAUCCUUCCCCUCUCCCUCCCAGACCCUCUCUUUAUUCUCCCCCCCCCCCUCCUCCCCGUCUCACUUCUCUGUACGCUGUACCCUUUUUAAGUGGCAUUGAUUGCAGCAAAUUGCUGUAGCUGGUAGCAGCUGUCACAACACUGCAGUGAUUAAGAGCAGCGCUUGUGAUUUCCCGACUGAUUGCAUUGAUCAGAUCGGGGUGGAGGGAGGGGGGAGUGGAUUAUGAAGGGAGGAUAAUAUCUUGCUGUUCACAUCCGCAUGGAAGUGUUGUUCAUUUUUUAACCCUAUUCAUGCCACCACCUGCAGGUUUAUUCACUAUAUUCAAUAAACAUUGAAUCGUUUUCGAAUGACCAGGGAAUUUCUAAUUUUACACUGAAAUAAGUGACUUCUAAAAAUUCUCUUGCUCUGAUCUUUCCUUCCAUACAGUCCGUUUCGACGUGUAAAAUUCCUUGUUCAAUCACAGACAAUUCACAGUUUAAAUAACCCUCACUUAUACAAAAUAAAAACUUGAUAUCCUAUGCAAAACAGAGCUGCUACGGCUGGUGGAAUGCUAGUUUUAGGCAACAAAAAACAAGAACGUACAAUGUUAAUCACUAAAGUGUGAAUAGGCAGGAAUUCUAAGUAAAUCUCAAAUUUCAGGCCAAAGUAUCUGGACUAGAAAAAUUCUCUAAGUUAGCAAUAUUUUCAGUUUAUCAAUUUUGGCCUAAAAAAAUUAAUUCACUUUGAAUUCUGAACAAUUCACGUUUUAGUGAAGAACCCCAAGUAGGGUAAGAAAUAGUCAUAUAUAAGAUGCUGAAUUGCUUCUGUCUGAAUGGCAUGUUAAGAGACAUAGUGAUGUGGUAGGUUACUAUAAUAUAACUAUAACAUUUCUUAUACCCAGAUAAUCUUCUGUGUGCCCAAUAAUUAAAUAUUGUCUUAUGUGCUUGGUAAACAAUGUACGUGGUCAUACGCUAAUUUUGAUUGGAAAUAUUGACCGCAUAACAUAAAAAACAAACCAUUAUUGAACCACAGCGUCUUCUGUAGGUUAUAAACAUACUUGCAGUCAUUUUAUUUUCAGUGUUUACAUAAAGGAACACUCCGGACACCAUAGUAACCACAGUAGCAUGUCGUUGGCUUAACCUCAACGCCAUACAGCUCAAUACUGCUUGAUACUGAUUCACAAAACUGCCUGAGAAAAAUGGUUCUCAAGCCAUUUUGUGAAUGGGGUGCUACUGAUCAGCUGAGAGUGUCAGCUGACACUCUCAGCCUCUCAGUGGCACCAGUUCAAGGGACGCAUGCAAAAAUGGAGGUGGCAAGGCUGAAAGGAGAAAAGACAUUGAGGCUAAACCUUCAGUUUUAAAACCUUCAAGGUAAGCAACCUCCUGGUAUCAUAGCAACUUCAUUCUGAUGAUGAUUCUUUGAUGGUUUUAAAGGAACAAUAUAGGGUUAGGAACACAAACAUGUAUGUAUUUAUGUUAAAACACUAUCUGGCCCUUCCUGCUCCACUAAAUAUAGUAAAAUCUUUUACCUUUAUUCCAGUCUGCUGCUGCUAACUCUGCUCCUGUUCUGCCUGCUUGGCUGACAUUAUCGAAAGUUAUGAUCUGAGCCAAUCACAGUGCUUUCCCAUAGGAUUGGCUGAGACUGACAAAGAGGCAGAUAAGGGUCAGAGCCAGCAUAAGCCAAACACAGCCCUGGCCAAUCAGCAUCUCCUCUUACAGAAGAAUUGAAUCAAUGAAUCUCUAUGAGGAAAGUUCAGUGUCUGCAUGCAGAGGGAGGAGACACUGAAUGUCAGUCAGGAAACUCCUCUAGCAGCCAUCUGAGGAGUGGCCAGUGGAGGUAUCCCUAGGCUGUAAUGUAACCACUGCCUUUUCUCUGAAAAAAACUGUUUAAUGCAAAAAGCCUAAAGGGGCUGAUUAUACUCACCAGAACAAAUACAAUAAGCUGUAGUUGUUAUAGUGACUAUAGUGCCCCUUUAAAUAUUUUAAAAAUUAUUUCUAUCUGCAGGCCUAUGCAGACAUGCUUCUCAUAUUAUAUAUUUUUUUUUAAAAUCAUUCAUAUAAAUAUUAGCAUAGUUUUAGAAGAAAAAAAAAGUAAACAUUUUUAAUGAAAAGCAAAAAAGUUAAAUUUUGAUGUGAUAAUUUAAACCUGUUAUUUCAAGAAUACAUGUAGUAAUGAUGCAAUCAAAUCCAAAGAAAAGAAAAAUGUUUAGAAACGAAAAUAGAUCUACAGUAUACUUCUUAUUUCAAGGGCCACAUAAGUGGGCGAAAGUAAAAAAGCAGGAAAGGUUUGGUAGGAAAAACAUGAUUAUUAUGGUACUAAUUUAUCUAAAGUCUCUGUAGGAGUUACCAAAGAAAAACUAGGUUGCCCAAAAACUUAAAGGGUUACUCCAAGUAUCAUAGACACUACAGCCCACUGUAGAGAUUAUGAUGGUUGGUAAUAGAGGGGUUAAACUCCGUAUGCGCAACGUUUCAAAGCGAGAUAUAGCACAUACCAACUCCUGGCUCCUUGACCACCUCAAGAUGGUGUUUGGCAUAAUCGUUUGAAUGUCUGAUGUUUUUUGUUUCGGAUAUUAUUUAUUUUAUUAUAUCGCAGAGAUAAAUAAUAUUUUAUUGUGUAUUAAAAUAGGAGAAUAUUGCUGAAUGAUUGGGAGUACAAAGAUAAUUGUAGCUUAUUCAAUAAACCUGUCAUUAUAGAUAGUUGACCAGGGUGUUAGCAAAUGUUUUAAUGAAAAAUGACGGUGAAGUAAAUGGAUCCAAUUCAUCUAUCUUGUGUUAAAUUUUCAAUUUCCUUGUCAUGUCUCUUUCAUUCCCUGUUUAGUGGGGGGGGGGGAAAUGCAAGAAGUCAUACUGUAUUUUUAAGAACUGUUACUGCCAUUUGUGUUGUUUAAUAUGUGCAAGGAUAGACUAUUUUAUUAAAAAUAACACACGCAACUGUUAGCCCAUUUCAAAUUUUAGUCAAAUCUAAGGUACCAAGACAUAGAUGGAGAAUGGCAAGAUGUGGUGGCAAAAGCUGUUUGAAGCUCUGAUUUUUGCCAGAUAUUGGCCUCUACAUGAGACAAAGUAGCAGAUAUCGCUUGAUCAUGUUAGAUUCCAUCGCAGUCUAAAUCAGGAUUUUGUACAGAUUCUAUCAGUGCUGCUUUAAGCUGUUAAUAUUUCCUGAGGGCUGCACCUGUUGGUUUGGCCUCUCGGGAUGUGCGCAUGCAUAUGCAGCACAGUGCUCUUAAUUGCUUCCGGAAGCAUAGUCAGUUCUGUCAGCUUGUGUCUUGGGGGCUUUAAUCACACUGAAGUGUGCUCCAAUGCGUUCUUCCACCCUGGAGACGUGAUUACUCUUGUUUUCUAAAGCACAAUGAUUUGAGAGGCUAAUAAUCAUAUUUUUGGCCCGUGGCUGUCCUGAACGCUGUCAUGGUCUAACAAUACUAUGUGUGCUCGUUGCUUCCUUACAGCAAGCACAACAAUAUAACAUUUUUUUAAACAUUUUUGCACAUUUCAUAGGAUCAGGAAAGAUCUGAAUUGACGUUUAAUUUUAGGUGUGUAAGUGGGGUGUGGUUAGGGGCGGGGGUGUUCGGGAAAAUGUUAGGUGAUUUACUAAUAAAACUUUAUGCAACUGAAAUGUAAUUUGAAGAUUUGAUUUCUAAACAGAUUUUUUUGUAGUUUAGAGACAUCUUAGUGGGAGUUUUAUUGCUAUGGAGCUCUGUUACACACUCAGACACAUUACUGGGAGUAUUAUUGUUGUGGAGCUCUGUUAUACACUCAGACACAUUACUGGGAGUAUUAUUGCUGUGGAGCUCUUUUACACACUCAGACACAUUACUGGGAGUAUUAUUGUUGUGGAGCUCUGUUAUACACUCAGACACAUUACUGGGAGUAUUAUUGCUGGGGAGCUCUGUUAUACACUCAGACACAUUACUGGGAGUAUUAUUACUGUGGAGCUCUGUUGUAGACUCAGACACAUUACUGGGAGUAUUAUUGCUGUGGAGCUCUGUCAUUUACACUCAGACACACCGACAAUAUAGCACUCCAAGAAAAGAGGGACAUUAGGAGAGAAAAGAGGGACAGAGGGAUUUUACGGGAUUGUCCUUCCUAAAUAAGAACACUUGGUCCAUCAUUGUUUGGGAGUAGUGUAUGUGUGAAUUUAUUACACUGUUAAUGUAACUGAAAAUGGUGUAUAUAAAAUGUGUGACAUUGUCAAUGUAAUUCUCUAAAAUGAGCAUUUGUGGAAAUUCAAAGUACAUUUUAUAAUGUAGAGCAAAAUAGCUGAUCUGAAAACCUUGCUGACGUGGAGAACUUUUCCGGUUUGCUGCACAGAAUUGACAUUACUGUGCUCUGAUGCUCCAAUUACGCUGGCAGAUAUGGAGUUAGAACUCCAGCAGCCAAGGGGUUAAUCUCUGUAUGUGCAGAGCUUCAAAGCAAAACACUGCACAUGCAGACUCCAGGCGCUAUGACUGCUUCAAAUCACUGAAGUGCUCAUGGUGCAAGGAGUAACCCUUUAAAGAGAAAAGUCAGAUCACCGAGGAAAGUUCUGAGCUGUGAGUGUCACGAGUGUUUGAUUUCUGGUGUGUUCUAAUUGUAAGAUUUCAUUGAAUUCAUGCUCUCAUUACUUGUUUGAAGACUCGUAACUUAAGUUGAAGUGAUAAUGAAGGGCCCUUCUGUACAAAGCAGAACGUGAACUCUAAUGAAAACAGCCGGAGUUUAAAUACCGUUUAAUAUACGGACAUGUUCUGCUUGUAGAUAUGCCUGAGUUAGCACGCUUGAUAUCUUCCAGUGCACCUUGGGUACUCCGAUGUCUUGCUAUGAGUGGUACCUGCAAAAACUGUAUUGUUUUUCCAGAAGUAAUUUGCAGGUUUAAAAUCUUCAUUAUUUUCGGAUUGGCUAAGGCAUCAACCCUGGCUUAAAGGGACACACUAAGUACCAAAACCACUUCAUCUUAAUGCAGAGAGGCUGCCUUUUUUGUCUGGUGAUGCAAAAGAGCCAUAUCUAAGAAGUGGUAGUGUUUACAUUUUGCCUGAAACAGGCCUGUAGUGCAUGUCAGACACACAGCCGAUUACAGGCACCUACUCUUUUAAACCUUCGGUUUUAGAAGAUUUUUCCAUUCAGCAUUAGCAAACAGUAUGAUAAAACCAAACAUCACUAUUGUCUGGUAGAAAACCAAUAAAUAUUGUGAUUCACUAUGAGAAAUUGAGCAUUUACUGGAUAUAAAAAGUCAUCAGAACUGUGACCUUAUUGGAGGAGGAGGAGCGGCGGGAUGCUGCGUCUUGGAAUGCUGCAAUGUUUACAGUACUAAGACUGCCUCUAGUGGCUUUCUACAAGACCGCACCUAGAGACCCUUCCUGGACCUGUGCAGACUCUGAGUGUCUCAAACGAUGCUGGAUGUCCACGUCACCUGCUUGAGGAUGUCCAGUGUCUGUGAAAUUAUCAAAGGCACUUGCCAUGCAUGCACAUUGGAUCCCCCCCCAUUGGAUGACCUCCCUGGUGGAGGUGAGCCAGAGGGCACUAUAGUGUUAGGAAUACAACAUCCUACCACAAACUGUUUCACUUUAUUCACAUAAUUCCAAUCCUCUUUUAAGACGAUCCUCAUUUAUUCAUUUUACCUUGGUACCAGUGCCCUUUUUACACAAGUUGUCCCUUUAUACCAUUAGGUUACCGUGUUCCUGGGACAAAAUGGGUGAGGGGACUGUAUCUGGCACAGAGAUGACCUGGGUUACCGUGGCACUAAUACGGAAUAAUUACACCUACUUAAAUGACUGCAACUUUUCUGUGCUGGAUUGUCGUAAUUGAGCAUUGAAAAGUAUAUUGAAAAGCUGCAGUUCUAGAAAUGUGUGAUACACUGUUAAAACAAUUACCUGAAGUUCAGAUUACUUAUUCACAGUGUAGUUUGAAUGAGCCGAUGCAUACAGAUAUUUGAAUGACGUUUAUUUAUCGACUUCCUUUUUUGUUUACAGGAACAGAGCCUUGGCAUUUCUAUUUCAUCAAUGGCUUUCUGAACUUUAAUGUGGUCUUUGUAAUGGCUCUCUUUGUAUUGCCUCUAACGGCCUUGAUGGAACACUUGCUGCAGAAGAUAAAUAGUAAGAAAUUACUCAAUGUUAAAUUUGUUCUCUGGUGAUACCGUCCCUGACAAUGGCAGUAACCUGGAUGUGUUUUCUGAUCGGAACCUUCUAACACUGUGCUGCCCAACGACAAAAAUUAAAUGAAUAAAAAAUCACUGUUUCGUAAAUAUACCUCAAAUGAAUAUAUGCAUGCAUUUCAUUGGAUGUAUAGAUAUAAACAAUCUACCAAAGCUGCAGAUCUCUUCCCCAGCCCAGGCUUUCUGUGGCUGUCCAAUUACAGACCUCCCAAUACAGCUCAAUGAGAAGUCUUUGCAAAGCAGUUGCUCUGUGCAGUUGCCUGAAGCCGGAGUUUAGCUCCACUGAGCUAACCAAACCAGGAAGUAACAGUAAGACCUGUCCUCUGCUUGAAAGUCAGAGUGUGUUAAAAUGUUAUUUAUAAAAGUAUCACUUUUUAUUGAACACUUUUUUGUAAAAUGAAGACUCUUUAAACAUAAAGCAUUUCAUUAAGAUAAAGUGCUUUAGAGGCCAGAAUGUCCCUUUAAUCUGGAGGCCGUCUGAGUAAUGAGAUUACUUUUGUGGAAGUAUAAAAGACUCUUACCUCUGCCACCCUGCCUAGUGUGAGUGACUACAUUGCUCUGUGAUGCUCCAAGAAUUCUUACAUUCGUGCUUGUACAUUCCUUCAAUAGUGUAGAACGCUCUUUUACACAACACAAUGGUGGUUAUUAGACAUAACAUACUUUGUCUGUUGGCAUUCAAUGUAAAUAUUAACUCCUUGAGGACCGAUGACGGUUCAGGACAGUCAUCGGAAACAUCCCCUCGAGGACCAAUGACUGUCCUGAACCGUCAUAACGGUCUUGGGGUACUCACCCGGUCCAGGUCCAGGGAGACUGCCUGUCUGCACAGACAGUCUCCCUGUGGCAGAUCAGGACCCCGCGGCCACAUGAUCACUCGAUCACAUGACCGCAAUAGGUGCCUGUGUAUCUGCCUGCAGGGGGCCUGUCUGUGCUGACAGGCAGUCUCCCUGCAAGUGGAAAAUCACAAAGUUAAAAAAACAUUCAAUCAGUGUAAAAAAAUAAAUGUGUGUGUGUGUGUGUGUGUGUGUGUGUGUGUGUGUGUAUAUAUAUAUAUAUAUAUAUAUAUAUAUAUAUGUAUGUAUGUAUUAUACCUAUAUAUAAUAUGUAUAUAUAUAUAUUUAUAUAUACAUAUAUAUAUAAAAAUAAAAUUAUAAUUAAAUUACACACGUGUGUGUAUAUAUAUAUAACUAUUGUGUAUAUAUAUUAUAAAAUAUAAAUAAGUAUAUAAAAAUAAAUUAAAAAAUGUUAAAUUUUUAAUAAUUUAAAAAAAAUUAUAUAUAUAUAAUUUUAUUCGAACAGUAUUUUGAUAUAUAUAGCUAUGUAUAAAUAAAUAAAAAUAAUACGAAAUAUACAUAUGUCCAUAUACAUAAUUACAUAAAUAAUGUUAUAAAUAUACAUGUAGACUUCAGAUAUAUAAAUAUGUAUAUAUAUUUAAAUUCUACGUGCAUAUUUAUGUAAUAUUAUUACAUAAUUAAGUAAUUUUAUUGAUUGCAAUUUGGGGGACAUGCCUGAGAACCCAGGCCGAAAGUCCAGAGAAUUUAAUUUGGUAGCACUGUGUUUAACCCUGUAACUUUCUAUGACACCCUAAAACCUGUACAUGAGGGGUACUGUUUUACUCAGGAGACUUCGCUGAACACAAAUAUUAGUCUUUCAAAACAGUAAAACAUAUCACAGCGAUGACAUGGUCAGUGAAAGUGACGUUGUUUGCAUUUUUCACACACAAACGGCACUUUCAUGAUAUUGCUGUGAUAGGUUUUACUGUUCUGAAACACUGUUAUUUGUGUUCAGCGAAGUCUCCUGAGUAUAACAGUACCCCGCAUGUAGAGGUUUUAUAGUGUUUUUGAAAGUUACAGGGUCAAAUAUAAGGCUUGAUUUAAAAAAAAAAAAUUAUUGAAAUUUGUCAGAUUGGUAAUGUUGCCUUUGAGAGCGGAUGGUAGCCCAGGAAUGAGAAUUGCCCCCAUGAUGGCAUACCAUUUGCAAAAGAAGACAACCCAAGGUAUUGCAAAUGGGGUAUAUUCAGCCUUUUUUAGUAGCCACUUAGUCACAAACACUGACCAAAGUUAGCGUUUUUUGCAUUUUUAACACACAAACAAAUAUAAAUGCUAACUUUGGCCAGUGUUUGUGACUAAGUGGCUACUAAAAAAGACUGGACAUACCCCAUAUUGAAUACCCUGGGAUGUCUACUAAAAAAUAUGUACAUGUGGGGUGUGAUUCAGGGAUUUAUGACAGAUAAUAGUGUUACAAUGUCACAAUUGCUAAAUGUAAAAAAUAUAUACUGUAUAAGCCGAGUUUUUCGGCACAUUUCUUGUGCUGAAAAAGCCCCACUCGGCUUAUACUCGAGUCAGUGUCUUUAUUAUGGCAACUUACAUUGCCAUAAUACAGACCAGGACUGCCAGGCUCAUUACAAGCCCGGUGGUCCUGUUGGGGGCUGGCCGCGAGCUCUUACUUACCUUUGUAGCAGCUCUGGUCAGCUCUCUGUCGGCUCCAUGCAGCUCCCAGUUCAGCUCACAGUGUAAGUCUUGCGGUGUGCGUGCUGCUUUUAAAAAGUAAAAUAUAUGACAUGAUACAAAUAAUGGCAUGUAAAGAAAGCCCUUCUUGUCCUGAAAAAAACCAAUAUAUAAUUUGUAUGGGAACCGUAAAUGAGAGAAAGGAAAAUUACAGCUAAACACAAACAUCACAAAAGUGUUAAAACCGCUCUGGUCCUUAACGUACAACAUCGCAAAAACAGGCCGGUCCUUAAGGGGUUAAAAAGAAAACUAUUGUAUCUUAUUUGUUUAUUUUUUAUUUUUAUCUUUUAAAAGGCACAACCGAUAGCUUAACUUUAAGUGUGUUGUUUUCUGUUUGUUUUUUGCCUGGCUGUUCUUUAUUAACAAUCCCAUGUAAUUUAUUUAGCAGUUCAGAACCUUGGAAGACCGUAUUGGCUGACAUUGGCGCCUAUGCAUAUCUGGAUUCUUAUUUUCUUCUCUCAACCUCAUAAGGAGGAGCGAUUCCUGUUUCCCAUCUAUCCUCUGAUCUGCCUCUGUGGGGCUGUGGCUCUUUCGGCACUACAGGUGAUGUACAGUUCUUCUUCCAGUACCGUUGGUCCAUUUAUACGUGCUUAUCUUAUAUGGCUUAUUUUGAGUUGUAAGAAGAACAGAGCUCCGGGCUAGCAGUCCAUUUGUAACAUGAAUUAAAGCAAACUGCUGUUAACAUCUGUAAUAAUAGUUCAGUGCUGUGAUCAAUAUUCAUUAGUCUGCAGAUUUUGGGCCUCCAAACGCAAUAUUGCUCAUGUAUUCAAAUCAAUCUUGGACAACAUAAUUUGAAGCUGCGUAUUGCCUGUUUGUUGUAGAACAUCUAGUCUCACACUGUUCGACAUUUACAUAUACUGUUUAAUAAAACAUUCAUAAUAAGUUUACCUGUAUCGUGUGAAACAUGCAUAGGGGAGAAGGGGGUUAAUUCGUUUUUCCCAAGUCUGAUAGAAGGCAUUAUAUCAAAUUCAUCAUCCAUGCUUGUAAAGUCGCUUCACACAUGGAAAUAGGAAUCCUGAAAGAUAUAUGAGAACAUCCUUUAAAUAUGUACUGAGCUUUCUUGUGACCAGUUCAUUGUCAGGGCAUUACAACAGGCAAACAGUCAUCCACUGAGACUUGAGGACAGGAGAUUUUACCUACAGCCGCAGAAAUGAUUGAGUACAGUAGAAACCAUAAAGAUUUGGAAUUCAAUUUCUAGAAAGGUUGCUUUAUGAAUGUUAGUAGAUUCCUUUAAAACUAAUUUGGAUGCUUUCGUCAGGACAACUGGUUGUGUCAGGCUAGUGUUGUUAAUCUGGAUAUUUUUUUCAAUAGCUUGUCAAUCAAAUAAGAUACAACUUCCUUGGUGAUUAACAUUGUUAAGGCUAACAAAGCAUUAUUGGAGUUGUAGUUUACAUCAUUUAGGGAAAUCUACCUUUUAGAUACAAAACAAAAACUUAAAAAUUCAAUAGCUGGCAACCACUACUUAACCAGGAAGCUGCUCCUUCGAUCAGAUAUCUCUGUUCAGAUCUGACCUUAUCCCAUCAACCACUGUCUAGCAAGGGCAUUGAAUAGGUAGCACCCCCAGCUUAUCACAUAUGCCUCCUAUGCCUGAUAUUAAUGCAAAUGGUUAUGAUGCUUAGGGUGACCCUUUGACAAUGCUAACAUGUUAUUUUAUGCUAUAUAGUAUAUAGCUGCAACUAAAUCACUUUUUGUGUUUUUGAUUUCUUUUCUACUUUUAGAAAUGCUACCACUUCUUGUUCCAGCGAUAUCGAUUGGAACAUUAUACGGUCUCUUCCAAUUGGCUGGCACUGGGAUUUGUUUUCCUGUUUGGCCUUCUAUCCUUAUCCCGUUCCAUAGCUUUAUUUAGAGGUGGGUAAACGAAAGUGUUUGGGAAAUGUUCCAAAAAUGAACAUACAAGCCACGUGCUAUGCUUUAUAUCACGAACACACACAGCCACUGACAGUCCAGAUACAUCAAAAACACAGAAUGCUCUGCCAAUAUUAUACAGUUCCCAAAUAAGAAAAGAGAUAACGUAUAUACACUGAAGGUCAGGUGAAGAUAGAAUGUGUUUAAUAAUGUAUGACAUAUCCAGUAUUUGAGUAAACCUUACAUUCUGGGAUCCUCGCCUAUAUGUAUAAUUUUGAUUAACUUAUAUUUGUAGCAGAGUUUGGAAAUCUAUAAUUCCUUGUUAAAAAAAAAGGUUACAAAAAAUGUUUUUUGCUGUUUAACAUGUCAGAUAGUCUUGUCUCUGUCAUUUCAUGUGACCCUCCACAGCAGCCUGUCUAAACGACUAACAUGUUAUAGCUCAUCUUAAUUAAUAUCCGUGUAAGUAGAGCUGUCGUUUACCUCUCAUUGCGGGAAAUGGAAUCGUCAGCAGUGAUGCCAAGCAUUGACUGUCACUGCUUUGCGAUAUUUGUUAGAAGAAUAUAGAAGCACUGUAGACAAAAUAUGUUCGUAGAGGCUCGAGUGUGCUGCUUCUUUUUUCUAUUUAUUUUAACCAUUUUUUCCAGGUUACCAUGGGCCUUUGGACCUGUAUCCUGAAUUCCACCGGAUUGCCAAAGAUCCCUCUUUUCACGUAGUGCCAGAGGGCAGAUCAGUCAAUGUGUGUGUAGGAAAGGAAUGGUACCGUUUCCCUAGCAACUUUCUUCUUCCAGACAAGUGAGUUCACGAUUUUAGAGUAGCCUUUCCAAGCCAUUUUGUCAUUGAAGCAAUGUCCUUAAUCAAUCGGCAUGUAAAAUAGGUGAAAUAGGUGCUCAGUGUAAAGUUCUGAUCUAUUUUAUAUCUGUUUUGUCUGACUCCCCAUAGAUUUUUAGUACUGCAUAGCUCUUUACUCAAAAGUUACUAUGUUCUCCUCUACUGGAGUCACUGGUUCUGCAGGUGGAGUAGCCGACAACAGAUACCUUGUAUCGUGGCCCCUGAUCAUAUGCUAACUUAUGUGUUUCUAGCCUAAUUUUGUUUUUACUUUUAGCCCUACAAAAAGUGCCAACAGUUCAUGAUAAUAGUGAUCCUAAAAAUAAAAUGUAAAAUGCACCCUUUUUUUUGGGAAGGGGGGGAAUUUUUGUGUGUGUUUUCUUUUCAGUCACCUUAGUAGCCCACCCAACACAACAAUGAUGUGUAUUUAAGAAAAGUUUUUACGUUCAAUAAGUUUUGUGUGAAAAUAUUUAUUCAUUUAUUUGUUUUUUUUCAUGUUAUAUAUAGUUGGCACCUCCAGUUUAUUGAGUCCGAGUUCAGAGGGCAACUUCCAAAACCAUAUGCCAAGGGGAAAAAGGCAACCAGAAUUAUUCCGAAAGACAUGAAUGACCAGAAUCUGGAAGAGACCUCUAGAUAUGUGAGUAAGUUAGCAGAACUUUGUUUUGAACGGUGGGUUAACAUUUCCGGAAUCAUCUUCACAGGAGGAAUUAUGUAUUACCUCUUGGGUGGCUGGACCUGUUGUAUUAAAGAGACACUCUGAGCACCAAAAUAUCUUUAGCUGAAUCAGGUUCCACAAGCUCAUUGCAUUAUUUUAGUGGCACUCAUUGAUGCAUCCUUCUGUACGGCACCAGACGCCGCAUCUUUCCCACUUGAUAUACCACAAUACCUAAAGGACUGAGACCUCGUUGGUCACUUGUUAUCAAGAUCACUAAUGAGUUGUCUGUUGAAACAACUUAAUCAUUCCUUGUCAACCCUGAUGUAAAAUCUACGCUGCCAUCCCUGACCUUCUUUUAUGAUACACUGCACUUUGUCUUAUCCUUUUGUAAUUUGUUUUAGAUAGACUAUCGCUGUUUUACUAAUUAAUCCGUGUACAUGACCAUCUGUGUUAUCUUUACUCACGCGCUCUGGGUUCUAGAUUACAAGGAGAAAGAAUAUAGUUGACACAGAACACAACACUGUCAACUUCUGUGCUACACUUUAGCAAAAUUGGAUCUGUUUAAACAGAAAAGGAGAAGAUUUGGUCUCCACUAGCCAUUGCCAGAGUGCCUUUUAGAUAGACUGAUUUUGCAUGCAAUGUUAAUGUCCGAUGUGGCCUUCUUUAGCCAGUAGCCCUCAGUUCUCCUCCCGAUAGCCAGUAGUCCAUAGUUCAGGUCCCCCCAAGAUCCUAGUAGCCCAUUCACCACCUAUCUUUCUUUACAAGUGGGCAAGUAGAAAUUUUGAGACCUGCUAUAUAUUGCUAAUGUAUGUUUUAAAUUAAGCAACAUCUUUUCUGAUACAGAGCAAGAAACGCUUGAUUUCUACUAAUUGAUUAGAUGAUCUCCCAUAGACAUCAGUGAGAUGACAUCUAUUAAUUUGAUAGAAUUAAAUGAAUCUAACAGGACCCAACCUACUAUUAUUACAGAUUAUCUGCUAUUCUAAUUAGCAGGCUUGGUGCUAGUUGAAUGCUCCUGUUAAACGCACCACUUGAUUUCGUAGAAAUGUUAGUCUUCAGUUAAAUGCCUCACAAGCCAUGGCUUGUUGUUUUGGGUUUUUUUUCAGAUUUUUUUUAUUUAUUUAUUUUUUUCUCUAAUUCUAUAUAGUUUAUUGCAAAGAAAAAAAUCCAAGGACUAAAUAAAUAUACUUCACUGCAUGCAUGGAGCGAUUGCCAGAAAAAAAAAAAUGUGUAUAUUUAUGUGAAUAUUUUUUUAAAUGAUUAAAACAAUUCUGUUUUUGAGUUAUGCCUUCCAGCAGCUAGGUUAAUUUGUGAUGACGUGGGUAGCUUUUUUAGCUUAAGCACUGCUGUGUUGCUCACACGCUGAGCGUCAUUUCUUGGUAAGCUGUCAGCCUUCAAUCAGAGUGAGGCCCUACCUUUCUGCACUUCUAUUUGCAGAUUUUAUUCAUGCCACAAUCAGGCACAAAAGCCCUUUUCUAUUUCCAAAUCCACACAGCAAGCAGCACAUAUGUACCGACGUCAUCAAAUCGUGAGCGACUGCUGUAAUUAAUGAAUAGGUAUUUUUACUUAUAAAAAUUACUUAUAAAAUUUAUGUAUAAAACUUGGUUUUCUUUUUUUGGGGGGGGGGGGUAAUUUUUGUUGUUUUUAUUACAUUAACAUUUUUUCAAUUAAAAUAUUUAUAUUUUUUGUUAUUGUUGCACGUCCACAAUGAAAAAAUUUUGGCAUGCUCUCAUAAAUUGAGAAUUAUUUUUUUUUAAAAUGCUGUAAAAAUCAGUUUCCUAUUCUGCAGAAAUACAAUGCAAUAGAGAACUUUUCUUCAAACAUUAAAGGUAGGGUUGCAUUUAUUUUCUCAAUAUUAUACGGUGUGCAGCACUUGCAUAGUGCCAGUAGUCCCUGUGGUGACUACAUGAACAAACGAAAAUACAGUGUUUAAAGAAAUACUUUAAUGUCUCCGUUCUGCCCGAGACAAGGUCCCUGAGACAGUACAGAGGUAAUCCGUGCAUUAUUAUAUAAUGUAAAUAAUUGUAUUGAUGACAUCCCCAUCCUUGUAGUACAGGGUUCUAAAAUAUGAUCUGGCCUCUGAAAUUAUUAUUCUAAUUAUUAUUGGUAUUUACAUAGCUCCAGCUUAUUCUGCAGAGAUUUACAAUAAUAUAAAAGGGGAAUUUAACAAGAAAUGAGGGAAACUAGAUAAUUAAGGAGGUAGGCUAUUAAAAAAAAAAAAAUAGGAAGGGCAAUGUUGGGGACCAAGUGACAAGGGUGGCAAAGAAACACAAUAGUAUCCACUUAUCAAGCGGAGAGAUAAGUUUGCGGAAUGACCUUUACCCUGGGGAAGUCAUGGGCUAUUCUGAAGAGAUAAAAGGUGUUUUUGUUUUUUGUUUUUUAAAGCGGCACUGUCAAAUUCUAAUGGGAGAAGGCAGGCUUUUCCUUAGGAAUGGAUUUGCCUGAUGAAAGUCCCCUAAUACGAAUUAGCAGUACGGGAUACAAGCAGCAGACAGGAUAAUCUCCCCUGCAGAGCAGUGUGACCCAUAAGGGCUUGUAUGUAUGAAAUACAGGGAGUGCAGAAUUAUUAGGCAAAUGAGUAUUUUGACCACAUCAUCCUCUUUAUGCAUGUUGUCUUACUCCAAGCUGUAUAGGCUCAAAAGCCUACUACCAAUUAAGCAUAUUAGGUGAUGUGCAUCUCUGUAAUGAGAAGGGGUGUGGUCUAAUGACAUCAACACCCUAUAUCAGGUGUGCAUAAUUAUUAGGCAACUUCCUUUCCUUUGGCAAAAUGGGUCAAAAGAAGGACUUGACAGGCUCAGAAAAGUCAAAAAUAGUGAGAUAUCUUGCAGAGGGAUGCAGCACUCUUAAAAUUGCAAAGCUUCUGAAGCGUGAUCAUCGAACAAUCAAGCGUUUCAUUCAAAAUAGUCAACAGGGUCGCAAGAAGCGUGUGGAAAAACCAAGGCGCAAAAUAACUGCCCAUGAACUGAGAAAAGUCAAGCGUGCAGCUGCCACGAUGCCACUUGCCACCAGUUUGGCCAUAUUUCAGAGCUGCAACAUCACUGGAGUGCCCAAAAGCACAAGGUGUGCAAUACUCAGAGACAUGGCCAAGGUAAGAAAGGCUGAAAGACGACCACCACUGAACAAGACACACAAGCUGAAACGUCAAGACUGGGCCAAGAAAUAUCUCAAGACUGAUUUUUCUAAGGUUUUAUGGACUGAUGAAAUGAGAGUGAGUCUUGAUGGGCCAGAUGGAUGGGCCCGUGGCUGGAUUGGUAAAGGGCAGAGAGCUCCAGUCCGACUCAGACUCCAGCAAGGUGGAGGUGGAGUACUGGUUUGGGCUGGUAUCAUCAAAGAUGAGCUUGUGGGGCCUUUUCGGGUUGAGGAUGGAGUCAAGCUCAACUCCCAGUCCUACUGCCAGUUCCUGGAAGACACCUUCUUCAAGCAGUGGUACAGGAAGAAGUCUGCAUCCUUCAAGAAAAACAUGAUUUUCAUGCAGGACAAUGCUCCAUCACACGCGUCCAAGUACUCCACAGCGUGGCUGGCAAGAAAGGGUAUAAAAGAAGAAAAUCUAAUGACAUGGCCUCCUUGUUCACCUGAUCUGAACCCCAUUGAGAACCUGUGGUCCAUCAUCAAAUGUGAGAUUUACAAGGAGGGAAAACAGUACACCUCUCUGAACAGUGUCUGGGAGGCUGUGGUUGCUGCUGCACGCAAUGUUGAUGGUGAACAGAUCAAAACACUGACAGAAUCCAUGGAUGGCAGGCUUUUGAGUGUCCUUGCAAAGAAAGGUGGCUAUAUUGGUCACUGAUUUGUUUUUGUUUUGUUUUUGAAUGUCAGAAAUGUAUAUUUGUGAAUGUUGAGAUGUUAUAUUGGUUUCACUGGUAAUAAUAAAUAAUUGAAAUGGGUAUAUAUUUGUUUUUUGUUAAGUUGCCUAAUAAUUAUGCACAGUAAUAGUCACCUGCACACACAGAUAUCCCCCUAACAUAGCUAUAACUAAAAACAAACUAAAAACUACUUCCAAAAAUAUUCAGCUUUGAUAUUAAUGAGUUUUUUGGGUUCAUUGAGAACAUGGUUGUUGUUCAAUAAUAAAAUUAAUCCUCAAAAAUACAACUUGCCUAAUAAUUCUGCACUCCCUGUAGUGAAGCAAUGUGACGUGGGGUAGAGUUGUUGAGAGCUUUAUAGGUAAGCAUUGAUAUUUUGAAUUGAAUCUUAUGGGGUACAAGAUGCCAGUGUAAUGAUUGACAGAGGGCAGACAUGAGAGAGAUACGAUGGGGAGAGACACCUAAUCCUGAUAGCAGCAUUCACUAUGGACUGUAAAGAGGCUAUAUGGUUUCUGGAGAGACCAAUUAGGAGAGAAUUACUGUAAUCAAUGUGUGAAAUUACAAAAUCAUGAACAAGCUCCUUUGUAGCAACUUGGGUGAUAAAGGAGGAGAUGCAGGCAGAGGUUUUAAGUUGAAAAUGGCAAGAUUUGGUGACAGACAAGAUUUGAGGUGAAGAGGUGAGACCAGAAUCCUAGAUGACCUCAAGGCAGCAAGCUUGCAAGGAUGGUCUAAUGUGUGUAUCAUCACUUUGCAUAGAGAGUGACAGCAGAGGGCUGGUAUAAUGACGAGGGAAGGUAAACUCAGUUUUAGAAAGCGUAAGGACAUCCAUUCAGAGACAGAGAGGCAAAUGGUGACGCGUUCUAGGACAGCGUGAGAGAUUUUUGGAUAUCAUCAACGUACAGGUGGUAGAGGAAGUCAAUAGCAUUAAUAAGCUUGCCAAGAGAGGCAGCAAAAAGAGAGAACAGAAGGUAUCAAAGACAGACUGGUAGGUGUUAUUGGAAAAGCAGGCACGGAAUGAUCAUUGGAAGAAAACCGUGAAAGGACAGAGUCGCGGAGGCUAAGUGUGUCAAGUUUAAAUAAGGAGAACUUUAUCAACAGUGAGAGAGGUCUAAUAGGCAGCAGAGAGGUCUAAUAGAAUUGGUAUGGAGGAGUGUGGAGGGUUGCAGUAGCUUGAUUAAUUGUGUUUAGUUCAGAAAUUACUUCCGUCUAAGUAGAAUGGAUAAGAAAUAAAUGUUAGAUAACACUGCAGUGCCCAUAUAAAAAUAGAUAAUGAACGCUUGGAUGCAUUUAUUUAUGUUUUUUUUUAUUAUUAUUGUGGGUAUAUCUAAAAACAACUUGCAAAACCUACAGUCCUCUUGUAUGUUGCCUUUCCUAGCCCUCCCCUUCUAGCUCCACCCAGACUUUCUGUGACUGUCCAAUCACAGACUUUCCAAUGCUGCUCAAUGAGAAGUCUUUGCAAGGCAGGUGCUCUAAGCAAUUGCCUGAGUUUUGCUACACUGUGAUAACCAAACCAGGAAGUAAAAUUACCUGUUGUCUGCUUGAAAGGCAAAGGGGGUGUAACUAGGUAAUUUAUAAAAAAAAAAAAUGUUGAUUUAUAUUGAAAUAUGCAAUUUUUGCAAAUUGAAAAAAGAGGACACACUCUCUUUUUUCAAUUUAGCUUUUCAUGAAGCUAAAGUGCUUUAGGGGUCUGGAGUUUCCCUUUAAAUACAGCAACUUCCUUUAAAACUCUUAGAACCAUAACUACUACAGUGUGCUGUAGUCAUUAUUGUGCAAGCAGGGCCCCAGUGCCCCUUUUCUAACUGACUUCUUACCUGGGGUUUGCUCCCUGCCUUUCUGCAGCCAGAUGUUCGCUCCUCUGUUCUCUGUCAGCCAAUGAGCUAAGCUUUGCACCACUAGGCUUGGCUCAAUGAACAUCCAGCAAGGGCACUCUUGGCACCAUAACUGCUACAGCAUGCUGUAGUGAUUAUGGUGCUUGGAGAAUUUAUUUAAUAACUAAACACAGCCGCGAAGCUAAAUUAACAGGACAAGAUCAGUUCAUUGCAGUGACGUGCCCUGCAUUAAUCCCAAGAGUUAAUCUUAAACUAUGAAUGUGAGCAGACUUCAUAAAUCAAUUCACAGUGAGUGACAUACAGAUUCUUCGAAAUGCAUUUGAAUCUGCUUUCUAUGCACUAUGCAAGGAGCGUUCAUCAUGAGGCUUAGCAUGGACGUGGGUCGUGCAUUAAUUUGCCGACCACAGCACUACACGCUCAAUUAAAUAAUGUCUUCCAUGUUUCUUUUCCAAAGAGAUUAUUUAACGUAGCCCAAAUAACAUUUAUGGAAGUAAAUAGUGAUGUGCAUAAUUAAUGUAAUGAUCCUUGUAAAUCUAAUCUAAUGAUGCCGAAUGUUUAUUUUUCCUUUAAAGGUUGCUUUAAAAACCAUUAAAAAUAAAAAUCUGCAAAAGACUACAUGGGGUGGGGGGUAAUCUUGUGAGUAUAUAUGUCUGACUAAAAUUAGCCAAGUGUCAAAAAGAAUUGAUCAAAUGAUGGGAGUGUGUGUAUGUAGAUAGAUACAUAUUUUCAUUUUCUUUUUUAUGUAAUCACCUAAAAAAACAACUACCAUAAUCUUCUGUUUUAGCUGUCUCUUUUUUAAGAAAAGUAUUACCGCAGGGGAAGGGAAAAAUGUUUCUCCCCCCCUCCCCCCCGUUGAUGUUCUACUAGGAUACCUGCGAGAAGGGCGUUUUGGUGAAUAUAGUCCAAACCAUUUUGAUUGGCACAAACCUUUCAAUAAGUCAGCACUACGAUCUGCUCAAAACAAUUGAACUUGUUGUUUCUUGACCUCAAAGCACAAACUUUACAUCUCAGUCAUUACUGUAGGAAGGUUAUGUGAUAAAUCUUUGAAAAGGUGACCAUUUUGUAUAGAACAAUUCGAUUUCACACAGCAGGUCAGCCUGGUUGCAAUAUUGCUGCAGGUAAAACAGCUUGUUUAAUAUCUGAACACGCUGUAUAUUUCGAAUAGAAUAGGUUUAAUUGAGUAUGGCACAGUAUCUGCAAAUGUAAAGACGAACUUUACAUUUGCAGAUAAAGAAUAGAUAUUCUGCAAAUAGAUGUGGAUUUUUACAACUUCUCUAUUUUCCUUUGCCAAGCACUGCCUUUGGUUGAUUGUGGCGUAUUCUAACAAGAAGCGAGGCUAAUGAGACUUUAAAAAGCUUGCUGGUGAAACAAUGGAAGGGGGGGGGGGAAGCACCAAUAUGGAUGUUUGGCUUACAGUACCUGUUUAUAAACCAGCCUUUGUCUUUCUCACUUGCUCUUCCAUUGUUAACGUUAUAAUGCUGCUUGCGUUCCCAUCUCCCAGAGCCCUAUUUUUCUGAAGAAUGUGUUGAACAUGGAGAGGAUGGGGGUAGAUUCGGUUCUUACAAUCCUAUUCAAGGCAUGUCUUGACAGUGUAGGACUAAACUCUCCAUGCUGCCAUCAGAGGGGCAUUCAGGAGAAAUCAGCAAAGGUUGCAACUCUGAAAAGCUCGUCAGCUCUAUUGUCAAAGGCUAUUAGCGACAUGGUGCAGAUUGGAUGAACGAGGAAAGCGAGAGCAACAGAAGUACUAAUAACGUACUUUUUGGCUUAAGAUCUGCUGUGAGAAUAUAACAGAGCUCAGUUUUUUUCCAGCAGGCCAUAAUUUUGGUUCGUAAUUAACGCUUACACUCAGAAUACAACAAUCUCUGCUUCGGAAAGAGAAAUCUUUCCUUAAAUGUUAUAUUGUGUUCUGUUUACUUUAAAUCAGGGAUUCAUAUAUAUGACACAUGCUCUGAAUUCUAAUUCACUGAUCGCGUACUGGUUUUCAUCACCCAUAAGGAAUUACAUAACCACUAGGCAGCUUGACUUUGCAUUCUAGUGUGAGUAAGUGUGUGUGUGUAUCUUUAUCUAAAAAAGUUGUGGUGAGAAUAAACAUAAUAAAACUCCCACAUUGUUUCAUGGAAAAACAAAAUGUACUAUUGACACUCAUCUACAUGUCUCAAGUCAGAGUUUGGGAAAAGCCUACUGUCACAGGUUCGUGAGUCUAUUGCGGUUAUUCCUUCAAUCCUCCACUAGUCCUAAUUUCAGAUGUGCGGAAUGUAGUGAAAGUAUUCCCGUUGUGUAGAAUUUCCCCAAUAUAAUGGACGCAACCAGUUUUAUUGGGUAAAAGGAGCAAUCUGAACUUUAUUAGGCCACACUCUGCUUUUUAUGCAGUGCCUGUAGCAUGGUGUUUCCAAUACAAAAUUACAGUGGUUUCCUUCCCACAAGCCAUUGUGUUUGAGAGAUAAUUGAGCUCCAAUUAAGCUAAUCCAACUAUCUCUCAAAUUGGAAAACUUCCAUACAAUUUUUACAUAUCACAAAAAUACAUGACAACCGCAUCGGAACCCCACAAAAUUAUAUUCCCAAAUAGCCCCAAUCUGAGCGCACAACAUAUCCAAAAAUGGCUCAGAUCGGCUCCGUAAAACAAAAGUUAUGUUCGUGCAUAUAUGAACUGGCUGCCUGGUAGAGGUGGUAUUGUCAAUUUCAAAAGGGGGUUAAUUUGAUUGUAUGGGAGGUCAGAGCUUACAACCUAAAUUCCUCUUUGUAGCUGGGACCCCAGCAGAGCUACUCUGUAAAGUGUGAGUAGUCACACAUAAGUGGCCUGGAAGUCUGGUUUCAGUAUAAAAUAACUCUCUCAUUCGCCAUAUGUCUUGAUUCCCUCUUAGUUAAGGAGUCCUUUGAUAUGAAUAAGCCUUGUGUUAGAAUAUCAUCCAAAAGAGACAUUAAUACCGAUCCACAGAUUAAUACACAAGCCUAAUUUUUAUCAUAUUUAGAAUGGGACAAGCACAAUCUUUCAAUCAAGCCUAAACAUGAUUUGCGAACAAGGGGACCUCCCAGAAUCUGUUCGGUAACUGAAGAGAAGGGAUCAAUUCCAUUCGAAUGCAGGGAAACAAUAGACCAGGCAUAGGUAACCUUCGACACUGCAGAUGUUUUGGACUACACCUCCCAUGAUGCUUUGCUAGCAUUAUGGGUGUAAGAGCAUUAUGGAGGAUAUAAUCCACAACAUCUGGAGUGCCGAAGGUUGACUACCCCUGCACUAGACGAUACAAAGUAUAAUUAAGGGAACUCAUUGGUAUUAUUGUGCCAAGGUAGAGAGAUAUAGAGAAAUAUUGAUAUAUCUAAGGAUAGAGAGAUUAUCAGUGCUGUCUAUUAGUAGAGCUGAUAUUCCACAUAUUUCUGAUGAUCGGUAUUGGGUUUGUAAUUUACUAAUAACUUACCUCUCCCAGCCACUGUCUGCUGUUGCCUGCCUCCGGAAACUAUAACUGCCAGCCUACAAGGUGCUACAUCGCGACCUCACGUCACCACUUCCUGUAAACCCCUCUAUGCGGAGGUGAAACGGUGAAUAAUCUACUGUAUUGUACUGGGUUGGCUGCCUGUGAGUAAUAGGAGUGUGAUAGCUGUCAGUAUGUUUAGUUAAUGCCAGAUUUGUGUAGACAUUGUUGCUUUCUCAAAAUCUUGAAUGUAGAGAACAUCGGCUAUCUAACCAAGGCGACCAACAAUCUAUAUCAGCUCUGGAAAAUAUUGGUUGAUCCUCAAAGGGCAGUAACAGUGUAGCCUUAUAGUGUAAUAUUAGUCAUUUGUAGUGGUAUAGUGAGGUGUUACAGCUUGCAUUCCAAGCUGAAUUUGUUAACCUGUUUCCAAAAGCCUGCAGGCCCAUAUUUUCACUUUUGCUUUUUUAUGUAGUUUGUAAACACUGUGAGACGUGCUCCAAUAAAGACCAUAAAGGAACACACCGCAUCCAAAAUCACCUUGGCUUGCUGUAGUGCUUUCAGGGUUAACAUGUCAUUAAUGGUAAAUUUUCAGGCUGGACAAAAGUGGAAAGUGGUGUCCCUCCGGGUUCUGUUUUGGGACAGCUUCUAUUUAACAUAUUUAUAAAUAAUCUUUAAAUAGGCAUUGAAAGCCAUGUUUUAAUGUUGGCAGAUGACACAAAACUUUGUAAAGUACUAAAAUGUGAGCAGGAUAUUGCUUUGCUGUAGAGGGGUUUGGAUAGAUUGGGGGACUGGGCACUAAAAUGGCAGAUGAAAUUUAACAUAGAGAAAUGCAAAGUUAUGCACUUCAGGGUCAAGAAUGCACAAGCAACUUACACCCUAAAUGGUAGUGAACUAGGGAUAACCACACACGAGAAGGAUUUGGGAAUUGUUAUAGACAACAAAUUAGGCAGCAAUAUGCAAUGUCAAUCUGCCGUUGCUAAGGCCAGUAAGGUUUUGUCAUGUAUAAAUAGGGGCAUAAAUUCUCGGGAUGAGAAUAUCAUUUUGCCUCUUUAUAAAUCACUGGGUAGACAACACCUGCUGUGCCAUUUUGGGCACCUGUUCUAAAGAAGGAUAUGGCACUAGAAAAAGUGCAGAGGUGGGCUACAAAAUUAAUAAAUGGAAUGGAAAAGAUCAGCUAUGAAGGAAGGUUAACAAAUUUAAACCUGAGAAAAAAAUCGCCUGAGAGGGGAUAUGAUAACAUUAUACAAAUAUAUUCGAGGCCAGUACAAACCAUUAUCUGGAAAUCUAUUCAUAAACAGGGCUAUACAUAGGACACGAGGUCACACAUUUAGGCUGGAAGAAAGGAGAUUUCAUCUAAGGCAAAGAAAAAGUUUUUUUACUGUAAGAACAAUAAUGAUAUGGAAUUCUCUGCCUGAAGAUGUGGUUUUAUCAGAGUCCAUACAAAUGUUUAAACUGCAAUUGGAUAAAUACUUGCAAAAACAUAACAUACAGGGAUAUCAUUUCUAAUUAGUGGGGUAAUAGCUGCCUUAUCCAAGGAGACAUCUGACUGCUAUUUUGGGGUCAAAAAAGAUUUUUUUCCUAGUUUGUUGCAAAAUUGGAAGUGCUUCAGACUAGAUUUUUUUGCCUUCUUUUGGAUCAACAGCAAAAACAUAUGUGAGGAAGGCUGAACUUGAUGGACGCAAGUCUCUUUUCAGCUAUGUUAUUAUGUCCUCUUGUUCUCUCUUUAUAAAAGUGCCAAUUUCAAAUAGAGAUGGAUAUAUAUAUUUCUUAUUGUGUACAUGAUCUAUAUGUUUUCUCAAACAUUUGAUCUUUCCGUGCAACCUUCUUUAGCUAAGCCUACCCUGCAGUGUGCGUUCGUAAAUUAUUAAAAACGAUUUUUGUCUUUCUCAAGAUUUAAAGUUUGUUUACUUACAGCCUACAAGGCAGAGGAGCCUUAGAGGCCCAUCCAUCUCUGUGGCUUUGUCUCCGCAAGCAUUUUCUUUUGUCUUCUCACCACCAGCAAGCCAAUUAUUUUGUAAUCUUAUAGCAAUCUUCCUCUCUCUGCUCCCAGAAUCUCCCUUAAAGGGUCAUUCAUAGCCCUUUUCAGUUGUAUAUUAACUUCAGUAUGGCAUGGCUGCUGUCAAAGCCUUGGAGAAUGUUUAUUUGAAGGUCUGCUUCUGUUCUUGUCAAAUACAGGCAUCAGCGAUUUGUACACAUAUAUCUGUUCUUAAUGCUCUGUAGUUGUUAUUCCAUUUAUUGACAAAGAUACAGUGUGAGGUUUGUUAAAUUUUAUGAACUGCUACAAGUUACUUUUUAUAUUAAAGGGACACUAUAGUUACCAGAACAACGACUACUUAAUGUAGUUGUUCUGGUGAGUAUAAUCGCUCCCUUCAGGCAUUUUCAUGCAAACGCUGCCUUUUCAGAGAAAAGGCAUUGUUUACAUUGCCCCUAGGGACACCACCAAGUGGCCACUUCUCAGAUGGCCACUGGAAGGGCUUCAUGGCUCAGUGCUUCACAGUAAGCAGCACUGCCGUUCAGCGUCCCCACGCUCUGCAUGGGAACGCUGAAUUUUCCUCAUAGAGAUUCAUUGAUUCAAUGCAUCUCUAUGAGGAGGUCCUGAUUGGCCAAAAUGGCAUUUGACCCUGCCCCCAUGCUGAUUUUAGUCAAUCCAACGCUUUCCCUAUGGGAAAGCGUUGGAUUGGCUAAAAAUCAGCCAAUUAGAUGAUAUCACAAAGGGGGUGGGGUCAGCGCCGGCAGAUCCGCGCGGCGCUGGAAAUAAGCUGAGUUUUAAACUUUUAUAGGGGGUAUAAGGGGGGGCAAGCCACCUAUAUGGUGGGUUAAACACUAUAGGGUCAGGAAUACAUGUUUGUGUUCCUGACCCUAUAGUGAUCCUUUAAUUGUUAGUGGAGCUUUAUGAUAGUUAGAUGCUUUGAAACCUGGAUAAGAAAGUUGUAUCCUGUCUCCAAUAUAGUGAGUUGUUCCCGUUUCCUAGCAGUGAGCAGUAUUCCUGUUUGUACACCAAGCCGUCGUACUGCAGCUCCCACAAUUCUCAAACUGAGAAUUAUGGGAGUUUUAGUCCAAACGAUCUGUAGGGCUACAGGGAAUCAACUUUGCUGGCUUCUUACCUCCUAAUGCUCCAUUUAACCUCCAUUGCAGUGUAUACAGCAGGAGCUGCCACUAGUUAGCUCUCCAGGUAGCACUGAACUAGAAAGGCUCGUUGAGAAUCAAGUACUUUCUGUAUUAGGUGUUUGCUAUGUUAAUCAGUGAGCAUCUAUUACAGGAACACUAAAGAGUUAGGAAUCCAGACUUUGUAUGUCUAACGCUUUGGUGUCUUUGUCCCUAGCUAGAUAUCAAUCUUUCAACAUUUGUAGUAAAAAUUAUAUAAAAAUGUAUUUACUUAUCUUUUUCUAGCGUGGAGGGCCCCUUAGAACUCUUUACCUCUCUGCUUUCUGCUUCUCGUAGUGGAGCAUUGGGACCUGAUGUGCAUGUGUGGCGAGGGCCACGAGCACCUCCAAGCUUCCCCAUAGGAUAGCAUUGAAUCAGUGCUUUCAUAUCGGAGCUUUUGCAUCAUGUGACAAAGUUUUACCCUAGAGGUGGACGUAAACCUGCAACGUAAGCAUUUCAGUUUCCAAUAAAACAAAAAAGAAAAGACUGCAAUGUUUUACAUUCCAGGGUUAAAGCUAAAGGACCAAUGCACUCAGGUUCCUUCAUUGACAUGAUGUGGUUUGCGUGACUUUAGUGUAUGGUUUUAUUACCAUUGUCUGUUCAGAAGGGGUACACGGCCCGUGCUAUUUUGGAUGCUGUAGAUAAGGUCUCUUGUGACUCUGUUGGUGAGUAUUCGAAUGCUCUAGUUAAGAGUGGGGCUACUCUUUGCCUACUGAUAAUAAUCAACAAAUAAUACAUUGUCCUAACACUUAUGCAAAGCAUCUCUGCUUCUAAAAACAUUGCCAAACCAAAUGGCAAAAUAUAAAUGAAACUUGCAAACUUGCAAUACACGAUCGUUAUUGGUUGCUUUUACCAAGCUAUCAUCUCCUGUUCUCUACUUUGUUCUUUCCAAAUAUUAGAAACAUAGAAACACAGAAUGUGACGGCAGAUAAGAACCAUUCGGCCCAUCUAGUCUGCCCAAUUUUCUAAAUACUUUAAUUAGUCCCUAGUCUUAUCUUAUAGUUAGGAUAGCCUUAUGCCUAUCCCACGCAUGCUUAAACUCCUUUACUGUGUUAACCUCUACCACUUCAGCUGGAAGGCUAUUCCAUGCAUCCACUACCCUCUCAGUAAAGUAAUACUUCCUGAUAUUAUUUUUAAACCUUUGUCCCUCUAAUUUAAGACUAUGUCCUCUUGUUGUGGUAGUUUUUCUUCUUUUAAAUAUAGUCUCCUCCUUUACUGUGUUGAUUCCCUUUAUGUAUUUAAAUGUUUCUAUCAUAUCCCCCCUGUCUCGUCUUUCCUCCAAGCUAUACAUGUUAAGAUCCUUUAACCUUUCCUGAUAAGAUUUAUCCCGCAAUCCAUGAACCCGUUUAGUAGUCCUUCUCUGAACCCUCUCUAAGUUAUCAAUAUCCUUCUGAAGAUACGGUCUCCAGUACUGCGUACAAUACUCCAAGUGAGGUCUCACCAGUGUUCUGUACAAUGGCAUGAGCACUUCCCUCUUUCUACUGCUAGCACCUCUCCCUAUACAACCAAGCAUUCUGCUAGCAUUUCCUGCUGCUCUAUUACAUUGUCUGCCUACCUUUAAGUCAUCAGAAAUAAUCACCCCUAAAUCCCUUUCCUCAUAUGUUGAGGUUAGGACUCUAUUAAAUAUUCUGUACUCUGCCCUUGGGUUUUUACGUCCAAGAUGCAUUAUCUUGCACUUAUCCACAUUAAAUGUCAGUUGCCACAAUUUUGACCAUUUUUCUAGUUUAACUAAAUCAUUUGCCAUUUGGCUUAUCCCUCCUGGAACAUCAACCCUGUUACAUAUCUUAGUAUCAUCAGCAAAAAGGCAUACCUUACCAUUAAGACCUUCUGCAGUAUCACUAAUAAAAAUAUUAAAGAGAAUGGGUCCAAGUACAGAUCCCUGAGGUACCCCACUGGUGACAAGUCCAAGCUUCGAAUAUAUUCCAUUAACAACAACCCUCUGUUGCCUGUCACUCAGCCACUGCCUUACCCAUUCAACAAUAUUGGAAUCCAAACUUAAAGAUUGCAGUUUAUUGAUAAGCCUUCUAUGUGCAACAGUGUCAAAAGCCUUACUGAAAUCUAGGUAAGCAAUGUCUACUGCACCACCCUGAUCUAUAAUUUGUUACCCAAUCAAAAAAAUCAAUAAGAUUACUUUGGCAUGAUCUCCCUGAAGUAAACCCAUGUUGUCACUGAUCUUGAAAUCCAUGUUUUUUUAGAUGUUCAACAAUCCUAUCCUUUAACAUGGUUUCCAUCACUUUCCCCACUACUGAAGUAAGGCUUACUGGCCUAUAGUUGCCCGACUCCUCCCUAUUACCUUUCUUGUAAAUGGGCACAACAUUCGCUAACUUCCAAUCUUCUGGGACUACUCCUGUUAACAAUGAUUGGUUAAAUAAAUCUGUUAAUGGUUUUGCUAGUACACCACUAAGCUCUUUUAAUAGCUUUGGGUGUAUUCCAUCAGGUCCCAUUGACUUAUUUGUCUUUACUUUUGACAGUUGAAAUAGAACCUCUUCCUCUGUAAACUCACGAGUAAUAAAUGACUCAUUUAUCCUUUUUCUUAACUGAGGUCCCUUUCCUUCAUUUUCAUCUGUAAAUACAGAACAAAAAUAUCCAUUGAGGCAGUCAGCUAGACCUUUAUCCUCUUCUACAUACAUUCCUUCUUUUGUUUUUACUCUAACUAAUCCUUGUUUUACUUUUCUUUUCUCAUUUAUGUAUCUAAAAAAAUGUUUUGUCCCCCUUUUUUACUGACUGUGCUAUUUUCUCUUCUGUAUGUGAUUUGGAAGCCCUUAUAACUUGCUUAGCCUCUUUCUGCCUAAUCUUAUUGAUUAUUUUGUCUUCCUCACUCUGGGUUUUUUUUUAUAAUUCCUAAAUGCUAACUUUUUGUUUUUAACUAUUUUGGCCACAUCUGCGGAGUACCACAGUGGUUUCUUGACUUUUUUGCUUUUACUGACAAGCCUAAUGCAAUUUUCUGCUGCCUUCAAAAGUGCAACUUUUAAAUAAUCCCAUUUCUCUUGGUCUCCAUUUAAAUUGCUCCAGUCUGAUAAUGACUCCUUUACACAUAUUCUAAUUUUAGAAAAGUCUGUUUUUGUAAAGUCUAAAACUUUAGUUUUUGUGUGGUGUGACUCAGUCACUGUUCUUAUAUUAAACCACACUGACUGAUGAUCACUGGAUCCUAAACUUUCACCUACAGUAAUAUCUGAUAUCAAAUCUCCAUUUGUUAACACUAAAUCUAGUAUGGCCUCUUUACGAGUUGGCUCCUCAACAACUUGUUUUAGAGACAAUCCCAGUAGGGAGUUUAGAAUAUGUGUGCUCCUAGCACAAGUAGCUAAUUUUGUUUUCCAAUUUACAUCAGGAAGAUUAAAGUCACCCAUGAUGAUAACUUCCCCCUUCAUUGUCAUUUUAGCUAUUUCCUCAACUAGUAGAUUAUCUAACUCUUCAAUUUGUCCUGGGGGCCUAUAAAUCACACCUACACGAGUUACUGUGUGAUUACCAAAUUCUAACGUAACCCAAACGGACUCUAUGUUUGCCUCACUAACUUUUAUUAGGCUACAUUUUAUUCUAUCCUUCACAUACAGGGCCACCCCUCCCCCUUUCUUGCCUUCCCUAUCUUUUCUAUAUAAAGAGUACCCUGGUAUUGCUAUGUCCCAGUCAUCUUUCUCAUUAUGCCAUGUCUCAGUAACAGCGACUAAAUCUACACUAUCAGUUGCCAUUAUUGCCACAAGUUCAUGGAUCUUAUUCCCUAAACUGCGAGCAUUUGUAGACAUGACUCUAAGCUUAUCAUUUUUUAACACACUUGCCACUUGCUACAGGCACCUUCUGUCCUUGUUUUGGGGGAAAAUUGGAUUGAUGUUUUAUCACCCUUUUGCCCCCUUCCCCCUCCUCCCCCCUCCUAGUUUAAAUACAUCCUAGCAAAACCCCUGAACUCCUCACUGAGAACAUUUGUUCCCUUUUGAGAAAGAUAUUAUGGUAUAUGUGACUUGCUGGUACAGACAAAAUACACUGAAUGCUAAAGUGAUAGGUUUUUCAAUUAUCAACUACUAGCAUUUUCUUUACAGCUUUUAAGAGGGCUGUGUAAAUAUAUGCAAGGUUAGUGACUUAAUUGAAAAUUGUUGGAAAUUUCAUGUGAUUUUCAAAGUUUUGCCCACAAUAGUUGAUCCAGAGAAAUUCUUCAAGUCCGCUAUGCUUCCAGUUUUGCAAUUUUUAUCCUAAACUUUGAAAAUCACUUUUAAUUCUUGGAAAUUUUCACUUUUUGUGCAUAUCCCUUAUGAUAUUUUAAUAUAUGACAUUUUUGAUUUUGUGCUCUCAUUGCCUUUGCGUUUACUGUCUGGUGUCUGUAUACUGUGAGGCUAGUUUAAAACAGUACGUUUUAGUAGCCCUCUGUCGCUGUCCAAAAUUUGUCUCCCGGCUCUUUUUAUUUUAUUUUAUUUCAAAUUUACAGCGGUAACAAUAAAUGUGUCUCCAGUUUCAGAGACUUUGCAGAGCUUGGCACUCCAGCAUAGUUUUGGCAGGAUUUACAAUAUCAGAUUGAGUACUUCUCAGAAUUUAAAAUGCCAAUGAAUGGUUUGCCCUUUGACGUAAGUUUCGAAUCCUCACUUGCCGUGAUCUAUGGGAGUUGAAUAACUGUUCUGUUUCACCAAUUAGGAAAAAAAACUAAUUUUUUAAUCAUGGCCCACAUAGAAUAUCUUGCACUUCUCUAAGUAAACCUCAUGCAAAGAAAUAUGUAGAAUUAAGUAAUUUUCUGUGGUGAUGAGUUUGAAACUGGAUUAAUCAGGAGGAGUAAAGUGGCCUUACCAAUUAUCAAGGAAAUUCUAAGAGUUGAGAAAUUAGUUGCAACCACAGAAAUAUUGAGAAAUUGUCUGUUUCUUAAAUUGCAUUAAGUACUUAAAGGGACAAUUGCUCAUUUUCGUGGCUAUGUUCCUUUGAGACAAUGGGUAGCAUUUUUCGAUUUUAUGUCAAACCAUUUUGAAAAUGGAACACUCAAUCUCAACCCUGUUGCCCCUCUAUCUCUGUUUCCUACAUUCCAGUAUUGGGUAGGUUGUAUCGCUCUGAUAUGUAAAAUCAUGUCUAUUAUAGUACAUUGUUAUUGUUUGCAUUUAUAUCUAUACACAUCAAUAUAUAUAUAUGGGAAAAUUCAACACCCUGCUUUCAAUCAUAAUUGUAAACUAAUGAAACUAAAUGUUAGUUUUGAGCUCAAAGGGAUACUGUAGUCACUAUAAGCAUUUCAUCUCUUUGAAUUGGUUAUAGUGCCUGGAGUGCCCUGACACUGUCCCUCCAUUCAGUGUUGCACCAUGUUCGUGCAGUAUGCCACAAAAUAAGAGUCCCUGGCCACCCACAGUCCAGCCCCUUCAGUAUGUGUAGCUAAGGCAGAGAUUACACACUUCCUUGUUGUCAUACCCAUUCAUACGGUCAGUUGGAGCUUUGAUAGGCUAAAAGCAGUCAGCUGACACUCUCAGCCAAUCACAGCUGCCCAUUGCUGCUCAGGCUAAUACUUCCUUAUUAGCCAAAGCAGCACCGAGGGGAUGGACUGCCGGGGACUCUUGUUUAGCAUUUAAACAUUAAAAACUGUUUAAUGCUGAAAGAAAUGAUGGUACCAGGGGACUCCAGACACUAUAACCAGUUUAAUGAGAUGAAGCAGAUACAGUGCCUACGGUGUCCCUUUAAGUAAUUUUGAUAUCAUAAAGUCACAUUCAAAGGUAAAAUGUAAAGUUUCCUCUCUUUAUCGUCUCAUAGGUGGACAUUUCAAAGUGCAGGUACCUGGUAGAUUUGGAUUCGGUCACUGAAACUCCACGGGAGCCCCGUUACUCUGCAAACAAAGAAGAAUGGACGGUGAUCGCUUACAAACCAUUCUUGGAUAGCACAAGGUAAGGCAGUGUGUUUACUUUUAUUUAAUGUUCUUUUUAUUAAGCAGCAUGUGCGUUUUCAGGAAGAAACAAACUGAUCAAACAUCCAGUAAGAUGUGUUCGUACUUAUUCAGCAUGAUGAUCAGCUGUCUCUUUUUAACGUUUAAGUUUAAAACAAGAUGCAACAAAGGAGAAUGAGGUAUCCCAGAAGUAAAAGAACACAGCUUACAUUCUGGAUUGGAUAAAACUUCAGAAUAAAGCUGUAAAUUGGAAACUGUUACGAUACGUAUAAGAUGAAAUGAGUGGUUUUAUGUAAUCAGUAUGCGUUGUGCAAGUAUGUUUUCAUGAUGCAUGGAGACAGCCGUUCUGUGUAUUGCGUACACAUGUAGUGAUGUAUAUGACAUUUAGCACAUCACUAAAUAUGUACACAGCCAUGGAUAUGGAAGUGUUUAAUGAGGACGUGUAAAACCUGCCUGUUUUAUUGUUAUGCAGUUUAUGUGCAGAUGUUGUUACAUGUAGUCGGGUUAUGAAGUACUAUUAUGGCAGGGCUUACAAUUUGAAGUCCUAUGCUUCUAGCCAGACUUUAAAAAGUUAUUCACUACUGUAAGCCUGUCACGUGGGAGACCGAGGUUCGAUUCCCUGACGGGAAUGCUUCUUCAGUAAAGGAGGAGACUAUAUUUAAAAGAAGAAAAACUACAACAACAAGAGGACAUAGUCUUAAAUUAGAGGAACAAAGGUUUAAAAAUAAUAUCAGGAAGUAUUACUUUACUGAGAGGGUAGUGGAUGCAUGGAAUAGCCUUCCAGCUGAAGUGGUAGAGGUUAACACAGUAAAGGAGUUUAAGCAUGCGUGGGAUAGGCAUAAGGCUAUCCUAACUAUAAGAUAAGGCCAGGGACUAAUGAAAGUAUUUAGAAAAUUGGGCAGACUAUAUGGGGUGAAUGGUUCUUUUCUGCCAUCACAUUUUAUGUUUCUAAGUUUCUACAUACUCGUUUUGGGUAAAUUUCUGUUUGCCCGGGCUAAAUUCUUACUUGCUAUUGGCAAGCAGAAGUUUUGUGCUUCAUAUGGGGUAUGUGAACAUUUAAACAAUAAUAAUAAUAACAAAGUGUUUAACCCCUUAAGGACCAAACUUCUGGAAUAAAAGGGAAUCAUGACAUGUUACACAUGCCAUGUGUCCUUAAGGGAUUAAAGGGAUACUCCAGGCACCCAGACAACUUCUGCCCAGUGGAGUGGUCUGGGUGCCAACCCCCAUCACCCUUAACCCUACAAGUGUAAUUAUUGCAGUUUUUAUAAACUGCAAUAAUUACCUUGCAAGAUUAAGUCCUCCUCUAGUAGCUGUCUAUCAGACAGCCACUAGAUGGACUUCCGGGUUCUUAAAACACGAAAUUUAAAUGAUGCUGGACGUACUCACGCUAUGCAUGAGGACCUCCAGCGUCACCAGAAUCCCCAUAGGAAAGCAUUAAAUAAUGCUUUUAUUAUAGGGAGGUCUAAUGCGUGCGCACGGCCAUUGUUGGGCAUGUGCAUUAGGUCUCCCCUGCCGGUUGACGUCGGCGGGGGAAGAACGUGCGCGGAGGUAAGUCACUGAAGGGGUUUUAACCCCAGCAACACAAAAAAAAAGUUAUACAGUAAAAUGUAAAACAACCCUCUGCUACCCCUAUUGUCAUGGCAGUGUCUCAUCCAGGAGUAGGUUGUUUAAUACCGCUGUAACAGAGUGAAUGUCUACUUUACAAAACCAUAUUUAAAGUUAUAUAAAGAAAAGCAUUUCUCAAAUAAUGUGAGUUGUCUAUUUCUUUUACUCCCAGAUUAUCGAUGCUGUUUUGCCCAAAGUGGCAUUAAAAAAACAAACUCCAUUAUUAUUUAAAUCAAUUCAUAUAAUUGUAUUUUUAAUAUAUCUGCAGAUCCUUCUAACUUGUUUCUGCAAAUGUUGAAUGCGUUUUGCAGAAAUUAGCUUCUCUGGCUCAUCCUAAACCUUAACUUUCCUACGCUCUCGCAAAACAUACAAAUAGGAGUGGAACAUUGGCAUACUGCAUUGUCGCAGAAACAGACCAGAGGGCUCCCUACGAGACCAUUAAAUCUAAACCUGCCAUCCCCCUUCUUCCUUUUUGUUUCCCUGGCACAUUUGGCUCAUGCGUCAUUACAAGCCCUCAGGUGGAGAGGACAUUAUUCCAGAUCCCAAGGUUAGGGCAUUACCAUUCAUUACACACAAGCGUACUGAUACAUAGACAGCUCAUCUCUUUCCCCCUGGAUAUCACACACACGCCUUGGCUUUCUAGUCCCACAGGCACUGAGAAAAGAAAGGGGGGAAAAUUUGCUUGGCUCAUCGAGGGCUUUUUGUCUUCUUGCCAUUUGUGAGGUUAAUGCAUACAGCAUUGACGUAAAUGCACACGUCUCUGUUUUGGUUAGGAUGCGAGACAGGCAGCUCUUAAGCUAUAUAGAAUUCAUCUGUUUCACCGCUUUUUAGAGAGACCCAAGAGCAGUCAGAUUAAGGCAGAUCUAGCUAGGUGGAUUAAUUAAUUUCCCUCUGAGUCAUUAGACCACAGAUUACCUUAAGAACUACUGGGAAAAAGCUGGAUGCUUUCUUUAACCCAAUUAUCCCCACUUCUCCAUUUAGGGAUAUAUUUUAUUUUGCAUUGGUCUAAUCCUCCAUGGUCUGUUUAAUUCUUUUUUUUGACAGCACUUUGCGUCAGAUAAUCGGACAGAUUAACCCUUUCCAGACCUUCAGCCUGAGAUGAUGCUUUUUCUGCCAUUUAUGACAAUGAGAUUAUUUUCCGGCAUUGGGUGAUCGUGCAGCUGGCCUCUCUCUUUUCUCAAAACUGCCUUCAAUUACUGACUGUACCAUUUUAAUGAUCCCAUUUACUAACUUAAAGGAACACUUAAGACACAUUAUUAUUGUUACAUAGCACCAACAAAUUCCAUAGCGCUUUACACAUAAAGCACUGGAACUUGCUGAAGGGCUUUACAUGUCUGGAAUUUGUCGUAUUUACAUAUUUUUUUGACAUUUAAUAAAAGUGUCGAUUUCAAUAGAAAUAUGCAUUUUCAUAACUGGGGGUAGAAACAUUACAGCUUCCUUUCCCCACUUCUCAGUGAUCUGAAUUACACUGAUCGCCCACAGACCAAAAGACGGGACGGCAUUGCAUAGGUUACAGACAGCAGUCUGCAAUUUUUGCACAAAAUAUUUGUCUAAUAUACCUCCAAAGAAAUGACUUGGUUAUAUAGCUGAAAAGAGGCAUGCGGCCAUCAAAUUCAGUCUUUAAUACUGCAGAUAAAAACAUACAUACUGGUUUGUUUUUUUGGGGGUGGAGUUUUGAUAUCUACUAAAUGGUUAAAAAAAAUACAUGUAAAAAGCCAAUGGAGUGUUUCUUUACACAACGACUGAAAAAGAAACGUUGCCGAACGCUUGUCUCUUACUCUACUUCUUAGAUCCCUAUUCAGACAUACUGUAAGCUCCAUCAUUUUUCAGAGAUCAAAACAAAUACUGGCAUUCAAAACCCUGUGGGCUUAAGUCCUGUUUGCUCUGCUAUUCACUUUAGUGAAAAUUGAAAGUAUGUACAGAGUAACUUUUAGACCACGAUAGCCCAACUGGGGAAAAAUUCAGCAUUGGUUUUGGUUUGGGUAUUUUGGCCUGAUUUUGAAAUCCAUUCUACAUUUCUGGAAACACACACUAUAUAGAGCAAGCAUGUCAAGCUCGAAGGCUAUCACAGGCCAAAUGAACAAGGUUUAGGUUUAUGUGGGUUGCAAAAAAGCUAAAUCUUCAGUUUUCAUAGAAAUGUAGGUUUAAUUUCGAAAAGUACAAUAUAAAUAAAAUUGCCUAACUGACACUGGAUGUCCUCACGCUUGUAGGGCUUCAAAUUAAACAAAAGAGUGAUAUUUAUUUUAAGGAGAUGUUCAUUUGCGUAUAACCAAUGGGACUGAAAUGGUGAAUGUAUGCUGUUGCACAGCUGUAAAAAACAAAUCACGUUAUCUUGUUGAUUUUGAAGUCAUAUGAGUGUGUUCUUCACUUUGGCUGAGAUCAUCAAACUUGAUCUCUGCCAAUACAAUGCUUUCCCAUAGGAAAGCAUUUAGAGGCUAUAUUCUGCAUGUGUGGCAAAAAGCUGCACAGCUGAUCAGCAUCUCCAUGUGGAGCGUUCAGCGUCUCCAUGCAGACCCAAUCUAAUACUCCCUCAGUUUGAUACACAGCCUUCUGUGGCCCCCCCUCCCACUCUAAUACAUUGCCCCCCUCCCUCCACUCGAAUACACUGCCCCCCUCCCUCCACUCUAAUACACUGCCCCCCUCCCUCCACUCUAAUACACUGCCCCUUAUUAUUAUUUAUUAUUAUUUAUAAAAUAUUUUACCAGGAAAGAUACAUUGAGAUUUCUCUUGUUUUCAAGUAUGUCCUUAGUCUAAUACACUGCUCCCACUCUGUCCUCUCUAAUUAAAUAUACUGCACCGCUCCCUCCCCCUAUUUAAUACAAUGCCCAACCCUCAAUUUAACACAGGAAGGUUCCCCAAGCCCCUCUUCUCCUACCUUAAGAGGAGUCGCCUGUCCUUCAGUUCCAGCCUGCUCUUUGCUCUAGCAGGCCAGAUGCUCCUAUGGCACUGUGAGCAGGUAUUGACAGUGCUCUGCAGACAGUCAGCCACUCUGCGCACAGUAGCGUCGACGCUGCGCAGCCGCCGGAUAUGACCACACACCGUAUGCGCAUAUCUGGCGACCAGCGUGGAUUAAUGCUUAGCGCUCUUGCGGCUGUCAGAGCACGUGAUCGCCUGUGGGAGAGCAGACAGGAAACACAGCAAAAAGUGAACCCAGGGCAGGUGGACCGCAGACAUACUCAUUGUGGGCCGCAAGUUUGACAUGCUUGAUGUAGACUGUAACAAAGUGCAUUGUGCCUCGUCACCCAAAGACCUUUAUGGAGAUUUAUAUUAAGCAACAUAUAGGUUAUAAUAGAUGCUGUAUGUAUUCUAUACACAUAAAUACAUAUACACUGUAAAAGUGCAACCCUUUUCAGGUUUUACCCAAGUUGCUUUAACUCAACAACCCACGAAUAUUUGUUUGAAUGUGAAUUUCAGUAUCCACUAUCCUGUGUUUCUGAUUUUGCCUCUGCUAUCUUACCCCUAGAGGUAGGGGUUGUGCAUGUUGCGGGGUAUUGUCGGUCCCACAUAACAUGUAGUGCCCCUUUAAGCAUGCGUGGCUCGCGGCGGGAGCUUAACAAGUCUUGCAAUAUACAAACACUUUCUCUAUCGGCAGCUACAAGUCGAGCAGCAGGAGAACCAGGUUGCCAUAGAACCGAGGGUUGAUUAGAAUGCCUGGCUAACACCUUCCCAGCUGGAGCUGUCAGGACACACACUCUCCCUAAUAAGAUCAUGGAAAGAGCUGGCAGUCUGGUCAAAACACGCGCCUACAGAUAUUGGUACUUGCAAAUUAGAUCAGUAGUCAAAGACUGCUUUGGUUUUUCUUCUCUUUUUUUUGGUUGCUAUUUUUUUUGGUUUUGUUACUGCUUUAUUUAUGACAGGCUGCGAUAUGUCUCUGCCAACAUUAACGAUUACCAGCAAAACAGCGCUGAUGCCGUUAAAAACCCCAAAAUGGUUAACGACCAGCGAUAGUCUGUUCCAUCUCGAUAUAGAGAUGAUGUUAAGCUCCUCAGUACACUGUGUGUCUCAUUCAGUUAAAAAGGCUCCAAAACAAGCAUGCUUUUAGAUAAAUAACAAAUUUAUAAUAUACACGCUGAAAGCAACACGCGCAGAGCUUCUAUUGUUCAGAGAGAAGAAAGCCACAACCAGACCCCUUCUAGCAAUGACGUAUAAUCCUAUUGUUGAGGGAAUACACAUAAUCAUAAAGGUCCUGCAACAGCUGCUUUCAGAGGACCCUGCAUGUAAAGAAAUAAAUGCAUCUCCCCCCCCUCCCUCCCCAUCUGGCCCCCAGCCAUAUUGGCAUUCAAAUAACCACUCCGCCUAAGGCAAAGGUAAACUGAUUCAAGAACAGGGCAGCACGCAGAAUGGCACAAAGCUAUGUAAUAAAAUUCUCUGCAAACUGUGUCAGCAUAUAUGAAACAGCCGCACAGCCAGGCUGAAUAGCAAAACACAUAACGGGUCCAUAAUCAGGUAAACAUCAUAAAAUACACAUAGUUUGCUACAUUGGGGUAAUGCCACAAGAGCUAUACCUCCGGAUGAACCUGCAGAUAUAAGUGAUCACAGGCCAAUAAAUUUGCACCCGUGUGUGACAUUUCACCCAGGCUCAUCACAGCUUUGAACACCUAAAAAUACAAAUACUUAAAGGGAAUUUCAAAACAUUUGGAAUAGAAAUGGUAACGUAUGUUGAUAUUCUAAGCACAGGACUAAACAUGGAGCUUAGAUUCUUAUCACAGUACCCACUCUUGUAUGUAUCCACCAUCUAUAAUCCACUUGUAUGUAUGGUUGUGUAUAUAUAUAAUAUAGUCAAGGCUGAAAAUUUCUAUUCUGGCUUAUAGUUUCUAGUCAUUGCAAGCCUGGAGGGUCCGUGGUACACUAACCACAGACCCUCUAUUUGACUGUGAUUAGUGAAGAGUGGAAAUUUUAAAGCAGAUCUUUUUCUGCACUCAAGAAAUAAAUAAAACAAGGUUCAGACACAGAGAGCUAUAUAGAAACAAAGAGCUAUUUCGAAGUGUCCACUCCUUAUUAUACACGUUUUAUGACUUUAUACUGGUAAGAUUUCCUGGCUUAUUCUGGCCAUUCCCUUUCCCUGGAAUAUCUUCUAAUAUUUACAUCAUAUACCCCUCUUCCAACUGGUAGAACAAUUGUGUCUUAAAGUAACAGUUUUAAAUUCCUUUAUAUUGACCAGCAUUGCUUCUAACUUGAAGAAGAGAGGAAACCUUUGAAAGCUUGUCUUUUUUUUUUUCUCCAAUGUUUUCAAUUUUUACUGAAGGUUUUUAGCUUACAACAGAACAUAAACCGUAAACAACUACAGAUUGCACGUUCCAUGAAAGCUUGUCUUGUAAUAUGUAUUGUUAGUCCAAUAACAAAGUAUCCCUGCAUACUGCAACGCUUUUGUAAAUAUUCAUAUAUUAUACACACACAAAUAUGACCAACAUUUUGUGAAGAUACGUGUAUCCUUCUCAAGUUAUUAAGUUGUGCAUUUAUCAUUAGAUGCUCCAGACCAGGGGUAGGCAACCUUUUAGUAGUACUGUGCCAAAACAAGAUCUUAUAGUCCUUCGGCGUGGAGGUCCUAUUUUUUAUAAAUUGAGGUGUGUCUGUUGCUGUAUUGUGCUUGUGUUAAUUAUGGGUGCUGCAGUGGCUUUGUUGCAUUGCUUUUUGUUUGUGGUAUUGUGUAUAAUACCUAUGAAUAAGGGCUGUGUGAGAGAGGCUGCUUGUGGGGAUGUGUGCGUGUAUAUGGAUUGUCAGUGGUGUUGUGUUUGUGGCGACUGUGUGUAUGUUUGUGAGUAGGCAGUUUGUAUUUAAGGAAGAGGCAUGUGUACAUCUUAUUACUUCUGAAGAAGCCCCAGACCGGGCGAAACGCGUUAAGUAAGAGAUCUGAUACUACUUUUAUUACAUAUUUUUUAUUUUGUAACAAUAAAGUUAUAGUUUUUACUACUUUAUUUGUUGUUCCUGAUACAUCUUGAAUCCUGACUUAUAUCCUUUGGUGGGGAUCAUACCACCACAUGCUGUCUAUACCAGAGCAAGAUAUUUGCUCUGAAAUUUGUAAGUAGGAUACUUUUCCUUUAUUUGCACACUUUUUAAUAGAUAUACUACACUAUUGGAUUUUAUUUCUAUUUUUAUCUUUCCAUAUACCACUGUGGAGGAUUGGAUACCGCAUUAUACCAUCACUUGAUAUCCUGAGACGGGGAUUAUACCGUCUAGGCGCUAUACGGCAGAGCUCUGAGUAGCUCUGCAAAGUGUGAGUGAGUCUUUUAUAAGCUUUUAUAUACUCUUAUUUCACUUGACAUAUUGCACUAUUAUUGUUCUGUACUUUUUUGCCUUGAAGGUUUUAUACAUUCCUAAUUAGAGGACUCUCUGUAUGUAUAUAUUUUAAUUAUUAUUUGCACUGUUUGGGCGCGGUUUACCACUUUUGUCUCUUCUGUUUUACUACUGUGAGCAGGUAUUGGGAAUUCCUGCUUGGUUCACUGAUGCCCACCUUUAGUUUAUUUAGUGAGCGCCUAACUCCUCUUUGAUGUGUACAUCUAGCAGUGUCGGUGGCUUCCCUCGGGUCCGGGCAGGAGCUGCGAUAGCUGCUGCAGGCUGCUCCAGUGUGGAUUCCUGUUCACAAGUGUUGCAAUGUGUACAUUGAGAAUUGCCCCUCAUCACCUGCAAUCACAGCCCACUGGGACUCUUGAUAGGCCAGAGCCUGUUUGGCUCUGGCAGCAUAGAGUGCCGUUCAAAGGCACUUCGAGUGCCAUGCAUGGCACAUGUGCCAUAGGUUGCUGACCCCUGCUCUAGACCUACUUAGUACCUUUUCACCUUCCCUGUUUGCCGUUCCAAGUUUUUGGCUUGCUAUGGUCUGUAAAUUUGUGGAGUCAUUAUCAAGCUUGGUCUGAGGGUGUGGGUACGCAUACAGAGACAUUCAAUUCUCUUUCCUAUCCGUGUUGUGUGUAUGGAGGGUCAGAUUUGUAAUUAAUGUUAUGGCAAUCAUAAAGGCCACAAUAGAUAAACAACUUGAACUGCUUAUUGAUAUGAAUAGUGUAGUGAGGCUCAGAUUUUUAAGUCUUAAAAUUGGAAAUAUCAGCCUUUUAUAUUUAUACUUUGUAUGGGCUUUGAUUACAUUCACGUGUUACUGUUUCAAGUGUUCUUUAAUGCACAAAGCCAUCCAUCUCUUACUCUUGCCUAUCUUGAUGUGCCAGUUUGUUAGUGAACUGACUGACUGACAUUUCCUGACUUCUAUAGAUACCCUAAAACAGAUAUUUUGUUACCAAAACGAAGAUCCCCAGCUCUGGUAGAACUAUGGCUCCUAUGAUGAUUUCCCUACCAUUAGGCUUGCAAAGCUAUAUGGCAGUUGUAGAACAAUUUAGAACUUAUCUUUUAUCCACAUCUGUCGUAACCGAUGCAAUGAUAAAAAUAGUUUGUGCAAGAAAAAAAGUCGUUUUUUUUCUCAAGGUUUGAUGUUGAAGUUUUAUUCCUACAGCUUGGGGUCUGCUGUUUUCCCACCCUUGCUUGGUAUCACAGUCUCCAGAUUACGAUUAAACGAUCACGUCAUGAUGAUACAUGAACUAUUCAGAGCAGCAGAGCAUUCAAAAUAGAAUCCCAAAGGUGUAAUUUGUGUAAAUUGUAAUAUGACAUUUUUUAUUUAUUCGCGUGUGUGUGUGUGUGUGUGGGGAGGGCAUACGCUUAUUAACAUGUAUCAUCAGAUGUCGUGUAAGUAAAUAGUCACGGUCUUUUACGGUGACUUAUGCAUCCGUGUAUAUUACUGUGUAAGUCACUAGAAUAGGCUCCUGCUCGUGUUUUAGCUGUGUCCCUCCAGCAGUGAGACAUAAGACAUGCGUCUGUUGUAGGUCCAUGCUUCAUUAAUCACUUGUCAUACUCGGGCUCCCUUGUAGGCUUCUGCCGCAGCACCGCAAGAUGCCCCAGUGCUCUGCAGGCAGAAACACUUUCUAAUCCCUUUUGACGCACAUGCUUACGUACACCAUCCGGCUGAUUUUCCAAGGGUGGGAGGCAAACUGCUUCUUUCAGAUGCUUUUCUGAAGCAAAAUAAGUCAGAAACCAAAAUAAAUGUACCUCUUAUACUUCUUUUUUUUAUUAUGAAUUAUCUACAUUAUUUGCUGUUUCUUUCAUUAUCUACAUUAUUAUACAAAUGUAUGUCAUAGAGUUGAACACAGAAAAAUAUGUAGAUCUGGUAUCUGAUAAUAAAAUACACUUUGUUUACUUGCUUUGUACUAAUAUAACAUCAAAUUGGUUGGCAUUAUUAUUUAUUUGAUGGCGUGCGUGUGUUCUCCUUAACCCUUUCAGUCACAAUGCUGAGCAGUGCUUAGAUAAGUACUUUUAGGGUUAAUGUACCUGCCCUGAUCAUGUCUUUUUCAGUUAUUUUCCAUCCUUUUUAUCCCGUAAUGAUGUGCGAUUUUACUUGUUUCUCCAUUCUACAAUACAGAAUUAUAGAGAAAGCCAGUAGGUAAGUCAUAUUGCAGUUUGUCGGCCGGAUGGAGUUGUUGUUGUGGCUGCAUGACAGUGUUUAAUAAAAUGUUAGAGAGAAAAAAACCAUUAUCAGUGAAAUUAUGCCAACAGACUUUAAACUUGCCAUGCCGGAAGUCCCCCAGACAGCCACUAUAGGAGGACUUAACCCAGCAAGAUAAAUAUGGCAGUUUAUAAAAACUACAGUACUUACACGUGCAGGGUUAAGGGUGAUUGGAGCUGAAGUGAUCUGGGUGCUUGCAGUGUCCCUUUAAAUAGUACAUCUCCACUAUUUCAAUCUGACUGUUUCAAAAAGUCCAUCUGAUUGGCGCAACUCUGCGUUUUGCCACCCAUGUGCACUUUCCUCCCAAUGCCUUUCUAUUUUCCUAUACUGCAGGACCGAACCCAGGAAGUCACCCCUAGUGGUUGUCUAAGUGACGGCAAGUAGAGGUGGCAUUGGGCAGCAGUGCACACAGUUUACAGUGCUAUGCCUGCAGGUACAUGCUCUAGACACCAGAGCCACUGAUGACAAUGGUGUCCCUUUAAUGCAUUUAAUUUUUGCCUAAUUAAUACGGGGCGCAGAAAAAAACAACUGUUUUGCAGAAUGCUGCAGCCUAAACCAGCCUUUUUAGCUAUGCCACCUCAUGCCAGAAAGACUUCCUUAUCAAAAGUAUGCACACUAUCUCGGCCACAACAGUACUGAGUGAGCUGUUUUUAAUUCACAACCUAAUGCAUAUAGUCAGAGAAAUGCAUACUAUAUGCCCCCCCCCCCAAGUGUCCUCUGCUUCUAGUGAUGGUUGCUUUAUACAGUAGUUCAGAUUGAGUACUGUCAGUAGGCGAACUGUGUACAUACAUUUGAUAAGGAAGUAUAUUUCUGGAGUGAGGUGGCAUGCCAAACCACAUAGCUUUGUGGUGCAGCAUGCGGCAAAACAUUUAUUUUUAUUCGUUUACGCAAAAGCUAUAAGAUUUGAGCAUGCACAAGAACACAGCAUGUUAAUGAGGCCAAAACGUAUAAAAUGCAUUAAAGUUGUAUUUGUGCCGGGUGUAUCCUUUUAACUCAUUCUCGGAGCAAGUGUUGAUGGGUAGACAGUUCAACGACCUUUGCCAAUGCUGCAGCUAGGGACAGUAUCAUAACAGAUCAUCAUUUCAAUAACCAUAGUGCUAUCACUACUAUGCUCAGAAAAGUUUUAUAUAUAAAUGCAUUUUAUUUUUAAUUUAUAAACCCAUUGACAUCUUUGCGAAUACCAUCAAAUAAAAAAAACAAAAACAACGUAAUAUUCAGUGACUCAUGUUUAGUGCAGGCAAUAGCCCAAGGAUUUAAAGCAGACGUGGUUUUGUUUCCCUGAGCCCCACGUACUGCAUGUCUCUAUAUUUUGACAAUGCUGUGUCAACUAGAGAUCUUCAAGCUAAUCUCUGCUGGGAAAAGGUUAAUAGCAAGAAUUUGGCUACAAAAUUUCCAGCUGCAGCCCACUAUAUACUGGAGGAGGGAGGGGGGUUGCCCAGGACUGCAUUGACGUCAAACUCUGCACAGCCACAGAUGAGUGUCUGAUACACAGAGAUGGUAAUUGAAUUAGACAGGAGCCACCUAAUUACAGAGUGCAGACACUUCAUUGUCAGGAACCAUUUCAUUACAGAUAAGGCGAGAGCGCUAAGAUUUCAGAAUAUCACUGCAGCUCCCGGCUAUGACACACUCAUUUCUUACUCACUGCGUGUAAUUAGUCCCUUGAGAUUCAGUCAUUCGGUCUCCUUUAAUAGUCGCAAAGUAUCCUGUAAAUGAUGAGCAGAACUGGAGUAACCGUAUAACACGUUGCUCAUCGUGUGUCGUCAUGGUCCGUGACUGUUUUAUUCUAUAAUACAACUCUUUACCGUUAAUAUUGCACUACGUAAAUACUUUAAAACGACACUCUCAGUCAUUUCCUGUUAUACCCUAUAACCAAACCAUAUUAAAUUCCACUUUUGUUACCAUUUGAAGCCGUGACCAGUUUACUUUUUAGAGAUGGCUAUCUCAGAAAUGUUUCUAAAUUUUCAACCCUUGACAUACUUUAUUAUUAUAUAUAUUUCUAUUGUUUUUUCUGUUCUCCUUUCUUGCAAAAUUUGCAGUUAAUAUGUUAUUUUUUGGAGAGGCAGGGCGACAUUAACCCCAAUGAUUUGAAACUACUAAGGAGAAUUAGACUCUUUGCACAAAAAGCUCUACUCGCAUUAACACACAUAUCUGUACAUUUGCUGGCUGUAUGACUAUAACAAUUCAUAGUUAAUAUUCUUAAAACAGAACUUAAUCAUAUUAUGCAUGACAUAUCUGAAUAUGAUUAAAAAAACCAAAAAACAUAUAUACUAUUUUUAGGAUUCUGUACAUAAUAUCUCGUGUGUAGUUUUGGAUAUACUUUAGAUUAAUCAGUUUUCUUGUCCGUAGCUUGUACUUUUGUACUUUUAUACUUUUUGGAAAAUGUGCAUUAGUCUUUGCAAACUGAACACACACUGAUCUCUAAUGCAUAUAUUAAAUGUAUUCACCCAAGUGAUGUCAACGCUGACUCAAAUGUCACCAUUUGCAAACUUCUACAGCCAGGAAUUUGAGCUAUAAACAGAAAUUUCAAACAUUUACUUAAAACUUAACAUUUAUAGCUUGGAAUCUCAUAUAAACGGACUGUCACAAGUACAAAUCUGACCAAGUAUGGGCCAAAUUUUCCUAGGGGCCUUCUUUUUAUUUUUAUUAUCAAUUGCGUGGCCUAAAAAGGAGGGGAGGGCACAUACCAAAUAUAUGUACAAUCACCUUAUAUAAGACUAACGUUGUCUCCAUAUCAUUACUCAUGAAGACAUCUUUCAACCUGAAGGUCUAAUAGCUAAUUUAAAAAUGACGCAAGACAUGGAUUUUAAUACUCCAUUUCAUUACAUACCUUAAAGGGACACUAUAGGAACCCAGACCACUUCAUCUCAUCGAAUAAUUGUAUUCACAUUGCCAAAAAGGAAGUUUUCUUCUAAAGUUCUCAGUGGAAUUAAAUGCUUCGCUAAGAAUGUUAUGAUAUGUAGGCCAUAUUCACAAAGUGAGAGGUUUUUUUUUUCCGUUUUUUUUCUUGUGAUCUGCGUUUUUUUCAAAUCCGACAGAUGCACAUGCAAUUGGAUCAAGUACUAGGUAUCAACAUUUCCCUUGGGAUCAUUAAAAACUGAUUAAUAUAAGACUUGUAGGGGAUUGAGUCUGAGUUAAAUAUGUAGGUCAUACAAUAGAAGCAAUAACGACAGUCGGUUGCUGGGGUGUAGAAUGCCCCUCAGCUGCAACUCUCAUCAUUUUCUUACAGUCAUAGCAUGGCAGUCCAACGUCUGGGAUCAGGGAGAAGAAAGAAAUUAAGAUAAUCUUAGAAGGAUAAUACAAUAAGAAGAAUAUUCCCACCACUUCAUUUCUGCGUGCCAGAGUAGACAUAGAUUUGGGGCUUACUGGGACUUUUUGUGGAACGUGGCUAAAAAAACAGUCGUUAGAAAGUAAAAACGAUUCUUAAAUCUGAAAUAUAUUAUAAAAAAAUAAUGUUGCUGUUAUUGUUCUAAAUAUGUGUACACUCAAAUUUUCAUUUAUUUUUUUUUAAAGUGGCAGAAUAAAAUUGUUUUGCUGUACGUUUCAGAUCCUCCAAGCUGUUCCGUGCGUUUUACGUCCCAUUUGUAUCCAGUUGGCACACCUCUUAUUCCAACUAUACUAUUCUAAAAGCCCGCAAGCCUAAACAGAUGAAGAGGAGAAGUGGAGUAUAGAGGAACACAUGAACUGACUUAAUUGUAGAAGAUUACUUCACCUGGAUCGUGGUUCUACAUCCAAAGAUACAAUGAUACGGAGUAAUCCACAGCCCUGCUAUACUACCAGAGUUACCUGUAAAUGAUUGUAGGCCUGUGUAACAACAGACUUUGUUUUCUUUGUUAAUUCUGGUCUUAUAAUGCAUUAGAACUUGAAUGCAUUAGAACUUGAAUUAGUACAAAUAGAAAAUGUGGCUCCCCAGCUUAUUCUCACCACUUGAGUUGGUUCUCAACAAGAUCUAGAGAACUGCAAGUUGCCUAUGUGUAUAAGGGUUAUGUACCAAGAUCCACCAUGGGUUGGUAUUGUCUUUUAUAAUUCAAAACAUCUCAUGUGUAUGUUGUGUAUGUCGUGUGUUAAUUGUGUGUCUGUAGACAGAGUUUACUGUAAAUGUUUCCUUCCAAGACGUAUUUAAGAGUGACCAACGCCUAGCAAUGUGGAUUAUGGUUCAUUGCACACUUGGUUUCUGGAACUAUCGUCUUCGUUUCAGAAACACUUAAACUUAUAUCCUUUGUAGAUAUCAUUCUUUCUCUUAUCUAAUUUCCUCCUGACCCACUUUAUCCCAGAAGACAUAGCUAGAAAGGGAAUAUACAAUGGCUGUAUGGUUAUUGAAGGUGCCGGACUUGUUGCUGCACAUGUUAUAUAUUCUUAUCUUUGACUGUGCACUGACUCAAUUUCUGUCUUUUUGCCCAUCAGACAGUGACACCUAGAACUCUAUGGAACUGUCUGUCAAUUAUGUUGAUCUCCGAGUAUUACGGAAUGUGGAAUGAUGUACACCAGGUUAUUGUAAAAUCGUAGACAAUUCAAAUUGACUUUUCUCCUCUACCUCCUUAGACCUUUACAGCUCAUAAACCCUCGCGUCCCUAAAAUGCAACCCCUACAAGUAGCAGGUUUGCUUUCAAUGCCGUAUAGUGUCAUGUUGCUUGCCUGCCAGGUACAACAGAUUUAAUACUGCUAUAAAUGGAAUUUGAAUCAAAAUAUUAUAUAUAUAUUGUAAUGCCCUAUCAAGCUCCUCCGAUUUUCUUUCAUUUGUGUUUGUAUGUGAAUAUAAAUAGUAUAUGUCUCUGUAUAUGUAUAUAUGGACGACUAUUCUUACACAUUCUCAUGAUGUGAGUGUAUAUUAGCAAAAAACAGGGAGUGAUCUUAAAUUAAUACGUACAUCAGAUUGCCUGACUUAUAUAGUAUUGGCAAUUUGGCAAUCAUUUCGUUAACUGGUGAAUAGCAAAAUGGAAUUGCAAACAGGCCAUUUUUUUAUUUAUCUCUGCCAUUUUGGAUGACAAUUUGAAGCUUUUCAGCUCACCAAAGUUCAUUGUUUAGUAAAUAAAUCACGGGGACGCUUUGAGUGAAAAAUCACUGUAUAAAGAGAAUUUGUAAAACAUGUCUUAAAACAUCAGUAUUUCAUAUAACAGUGGCAACGCAAAUGUACACAAAUCUAAAUCAACGUUUCUUUUAGGAUUUAAAAUAAACUACUCCUUUAGCGGUUCUACUGAGAUGCAUAACCCCUUUCAAAUGCGUAUCAUAUUUUUCUUUACUUUGAUAACAGUGCUACAUCAGUGGCAAACACUAUUACACGGGUUCAGCAGAGCUCGGAGGCAAUCCAAGAUGGAAACCUAUUAGUAAUGUGAAUGCAUCCCUGAUAGGCACAAGAGAGACGUCAAUCUCUACCAAACAGAGGUUUCCAUUCUAAGAAUAGAAAAAUCAAAACAUUUUUGAAAUGUAUUCUUCUUUUUUUUUUUUCUUUACGAAUCAUAUACUAAAAUGUUUAACCAAAUGUUUUAACAAUAGACCCAAUAUUGAUACAAUAAUAUUAAUUUUUAUUAGGUUUUCUAAAAUGUGAAUUGUCUGUAAUUGAAAAUGAAAUGAAAAUGUUAGACCGGAAUAAUGAAAUGGGCUCGGAGUCUUUCACUCCUAGCAAUUCAACUAUUUUGGAAUACAGGUGUUAUUCUCUGAUCUCCGAUUUGUAAUAAAUUUAAAUGAAACUGCAAAAUUAAGUCGAAAAUAGCCAAGCUCCAACUCUAAUGGAACUGGUUGCCUUCAUUUUGCUGUUUGGAUUGCAACACUCCUGAAUUCAGUGUGAAUUGUCACACCUUAAUGCAUAAUGAAUAACCCUGACUGUGUACACUAUGAAAAGAGCCAAGAAUUUCUGGUAUAGAUGUGUUUUCAUAAGCUCAAAAUAGAAGUAAUGUAUCUUUAUACUAUAGCAAAACCUAAUGGUAUAGUAACCAUCUUUAACUCCCCUAAUAAAUAAAUACCACUUUUCCACAAUUUAAUCCAUGGGUCUUCAAACUCCGGCUCCCCAGAUGUUGCUGAACUACAACUCCCGUGAUUCUCUGGCUAUCUAUGUAAUUCAAAGAAUCAUGGGAGUUAUAGUUCAGCAACAUCUGGGGGGCCGGAGUAUGAGGACCCAUGCUUUAAUCUAUAAGCAUUUAUUUGUAUUAAAUCUGCAGAUAUUCAGACAUUCACAAUGGUUUAGCUAACAUGUUGUUUAAAUGCACAUUCUCCAAAUUGCACAUUUUCACAAAUGUCAAAAAACAAUUGUCCAUCCUGAAUAUAUUUGUUUAACUUUGUGCCAUAGGGAGUCAGCAACUGAUAUGUAAAACUUUGGCAGUUAUUCCCAUUUGGCUAUUCUGGUCUGAUAAUUUUACCAAGUCGGCUAUGGAAUGGAAGCAUUAAUUUUACAAGCUAUGUUUCCUCAGACCUUUUCUGACGGUGUAUUGCAUCCUAUACCACAACCAUCACAAUUAAAGUCAGAAAAUGCUAAUCAAAGCAUCACACUCUGUCCAAACUCUAUUAAUAAGUAAAUUAAACAGAUGACCUGAUACCAGUUUGCAGUGUCUGGAAUACUCCAAAGGUACUCACCCACAGAAACCACCAUGUACAACAUUUGGUGGACCAAUAUAUGUAUUAAAGUCCAGAUUAUGUUUUAUGUUCUGUGUCUGUCCUCUGUCAUGUUGGUUUUAAAUUAAAUUUAAAAAGUAUGAGCCAUAUGCCAUCAGGAGUCUUAUUUUACAAAAUAUUUUGCUAAAUAUGUGG
This is a messenger RNA of Pelobates cultripes (western spadefoot toad), 75400 nucleotides long. The record is from the annotation of a GenBank genome assembly. Lineage: Eukaryota; Metazoa; Chordata; Amphibia; Anura; Pelobatidae.